Molecule: messenger RNA, 59355 nt
Organism: Podarcis lilfordi (Lilford's wall lizard)
Lineage: Eukaryota; Metazoa; Chordata; Lepidosauria; Squamata; Lacertidae
Source: the annotation of a GenBank genome assembly
AUGCGCGGCGCGGAGGAGCCGCAGAUCGCGGAAGACAUGUCAGGUAGGUGGAGAAAGCGUGGGGAGGAAUGGGGGGGGGGAACAAAACCUGACGCGAGUGGGGGCUCAGAUGGGAGGGUGCACCUCUUUCCCCCAAAACAGCCCAAAGAGGAGCCCCGCUGGGUCAGGCACCUUUCUCCAAGGUGGCCUGCAAGAUUGCCCCCACGCUGGGAGGGGGAGAGCUCUCCCAAACAGGGCCCUGAGGUGGUGGCCCCUUUCCCUCUCUGAUCAUCUACUUGAGGUAGACUGCCCCUACCCAUGGAGGCUCCCUUUAGCUUAUCCAAAGGCUUGUUGGACGCCUCUCUCCAUCCGAUCCUGGAGUCUGGAUGCAGCAGGGCAAAGCCACUAGAAUAAUAUAAUUGCUCCCCCAGGGUCAUCUAGUCCAACCCCUUAAAAUGCAGAAAUCACAGCUGGAGAAUCCCUGACUCUGAAUCCAAGCUCUGUUUCCAAAACCUGCAAUGAAGGAGAGUCCCCCACCUUCUGAGGGAGGCCCUUCCACAGCUCAGAAAGUUGUUCCUAAGGUUUAGUAGUCGGUUUGGGUUCCACCCUCUGGAGCAGCAGAAAGAUGGCUAUCAUAUUAGCUCUCGGUCUUCUCCACAUCUCUUUGAGCCUCUGGAGUUUAGAAGUGUGCUACCUCACCCCCCUCUUUCUCUCUAGCUAAUAGCUGUCCUCAGUAAGCCUAUUGAGAGGGAGGGCGGUGAUUUGCACACACCCUGCUGAAAUCGAUGGGGCUUCCUGCCAAGCCUGAGCACAGGUUUGACAAGUAGCAGCUGUUCUUUGGAGGCCUUUGCAAGCCUGAUGGGACAUCCUAGGAAAGUGUGCCCCUCUGGGCCAGGUGACCAGUGGCCCUUCUGAUCCAGUAUUCCGUCUCCAGAGAGACCUCAGGGAAUUCCUAAAGUGGGACGCACAAGAGGGGGACUCAUCCUCUGUUCCUUUUCAUUUAAGAACACAAGGAGAAUGCUGCUGGAUCAACCCAAUGGCCCAUUGAGUCCAGCAUCCUGUUCUUACAGUGGCCAACCAGAUGCCUGUGGGAAGCCAGCAAGCACAUGAUCAGUCUCUCCCCAUCUGUAGCAUUCAGAAGCACCUUCCUCCUACCACGAAGGCACAGCUUAGCCAUUGUGGCUAGUAGCAGUCAAUAGCCUUCUCUUCCAGAUAUUUUUCCCCCUAAUCCUCUUUUAAGACCAUUCAAGUUGGUGGCCACCCCUGCCUCAUGUGAGAGUGAGUUCCACAGUUCAACAAUGCAUUGCAUGAAGGACUUUAUUUUAUCGGUCCUGAACCUUCCAACAUUCAGCUUUAUUGGACGACUUCUAGUGUUUUGAGAGAGGAAGGAAAACUUAUCUCUGGCCACUUUCUCUCCGACAUGCAUAGUUUUAUAAACUUCUAUAAAUUUUAUAAAUUAUAAAUUUUAUAAACUUUUAUAAAUUUCUCGUGUCCUGGGGUUUCCUUCUGAGGAAUGGGGAGGGCCCCACUUGGCUCUAAGCUGAUGCUGGAUAUAUCCUCAGUCCAUUUGUCUCUAGGCCUCUUCGGAAACUGCCAAAGAUGCUCACUGCUGUUGCUGCUUACUGACGUUAUAGUGAACUCUGAAACUUAAUUAGCAAAGUCCACUAGGUGGGUUCUCAGCUGUUCACUCCUGUCUUAGUGACCUGGAAGCUUGCCUUGCUAGUUUUAAGAGGUUACCAUAUUGGUCUCCAAAGGAUGCUAAUAAAUAAUAUGGUUAUCCAUUUGCUGGGUCUUUGGGUGCUUUGCCUAAUACAGUGGUACCUCGCAAGACGAAUGCCUCGCAAGACAAAAAAAUCGCUAGAUGAAAGGGUUUUUUGUUUUUUGAGCUGCUUCGCAAGACGAUUUUCCCUAUGGGCUUGCUUUGCAAGAUGGAAACGUCUUGCAAGUUUGUUUCCUUUUUCUUAACACCGUUAAUACAGUUGCGACUUGACUUCGAGGAGCAACUCAUAGAACGCGGUGUGGUAGCCUUUGAGGUUUUUAAAGACUUUGGUGAUUUUUGAAGCUUUUCCAAAACUUUCCCGACACCGUGCUUCGCAAGACGAAAAAAAUCGCAAGACGACAAAACUCGCGGAAUGAAUUAAUUUCGUCUUGCGAGGCACCACUGUAAUGUUUCCUUUUCUGCUUCAAGCUACUUGAAGAAAAAAGUUCCUUAAUGAACUAACACUUCAACAGUUGGCAAAAUUUGUCCUGUUUUAUGGGGAGGGGUUUUUGAGUUAUGGGGGAACCUCUGAAGUCCUGCACCCCCUGCACUAGAAAUACAGUGGUACCUCGGGUUAAGUACUUAAUUCGUUCCAGAGGUCCGUACUUAACCUGAAACUGUUCUUAACCUGAAGCACCACUUUAGCUAAUGGGGUCUCCCACUGUCGGCGCGCAGGCAGAACACGAUUUCUGUUCUCAUCCUGAAGCAAAGUUCUUAACCCGAAGCAAUAUUUCUGGGUUAACGGAGUCUAUAACCUGAAGCGUAUGUAACCUGAAGCGUAUGUAACCCGCGGUACCACUGUACUUCUGCAACGUUGCUGCAGGAACACACAUACUUUCAAGCCUCUCAUUUUCAAGUGCUUCUGCCAGUAAUAUUGACAACAACCCUGUAAAGUAGGUCAGUAUUGUUGUCUCCGUAAUGCAGAUGGUGGCUCUGAGGCUGAGAGAUGGUAUCCUUAAGGACAGAGGCAGGGUUAGUCAUGCAAUAUGUUUGGGAGGGCGUUGCACUCCCCCUUAAGAAUAUGGGUUAUAAUUGCUGGAUCUAAACGCUGAUCCUGGAUAUCCAAUAAUAGCCACUGUGACUAUUACCUUGGCAAGAUCCAGCUUAGAUUACUAUAAGGCACUCACUCUUCAUAGGGCUGCCCUUGAAGAAUGUUUUGGGAAGGGACAAAUGGCCACCUUCAAAUAUAAUAGCCAUUUCAAAUAUCUGCCACAUGGAAGAUGGAGCAAACUUGUUUUCUGCUGUUCCAGAGGGUACAACUUGAACCAAUGGACAAGCAAGGAGAUUCCAAUUCAAACAUGAGGAAGAACUUUCUGACAGUUGCUGGAAACCGCAGGAGCAGAGAGUGAUAUUGUGCUCAGAUCCUGCUUGUGGCUUGCCCAUUGGGUCAUUUGACUGGUCACUGUGAGAAAAGGAUGCUGGAAUACUUUAUCACAAGCCCACCUGAACCUGUGACUGAAGGCCACCUGCUGCACCAGAACUGUAACAGCACUUUGCACCUAUUUAUAACCUGCUUUCAUUCAAUCAAAGUCGGCAUACAUGGGGUGGUCUCCUAUGCAGGCGAUGACAAAACUCAGAUCACUUUAACUCCAGCAAGGGCUGCACUAGGCACAUUGUGGACCUUGUUCAAGGCAUGUCUUAGCAUUGGCCUCAUGAUUCCUGCAACAGCCCUGUGAGGUUGGCAAUGUGUUUGCAGGUUUUGAACAUUCCCCCCCCCCCAUACUUGCUGGCUGUGUGGGUGUGAGAGAGAGUGUGUUGGACCCACACACUCUAACUACAGUGAGUCAGAAUGAUCCAGCCUCAGAGGAGCACCCCUACAGCAUCUCUGAAUGAGUCCUCUUUCUGGACCUGGCCUCCUCUGCUGCAUUUGCAGUGGGUGGGCCAAUCAUUCCUGAUGCAGACAAGCAGCAGAAUGACCCCCUUGCACUGAAGGCUGAUGCUAAGAAGUCAAGUCUCUAGUCAUGAAUCAUGCAGAGACACAACGGUCAGAAUCAAUAUUGUGCUGGAGGCCAGCACAGCCAAAGACCUGGGGACCUGGGGAAAAAGAAAUGGUUUUGCCUAGCACCUCAAAGUAUGUUAUGAUGACGCCAGGCGAGCCUCCAUAGGAAGAGCAUUCCACAAGCCGGAGCCACCACUGAAAAGGCCUGUUCUCCUAUUGUCACCCUCUGGACCUCUCACGGCGGAGGCACAUGGAGAAGGGCCUCAGGUGAUGAUUGCAGGGUCCAGGUCGGUUUGUAUGGGGAGAGGCAGCCGUUAUAAAUAAUUAAUAUAAAUAAAUUUUUAUUUAUACCCCGCCCUUCCCGUUUUAAAAACCAGGAUCAGGGCAGCUAACAGCAAAUAUAAAACAUUGAUUAAAAUGUGACUUAAAGGUAAAGGUAAAGGUACCCCUGCCCGUACGGGCCAGUUGUAUCCGACUCUAGGGUUGCGCGCCCAUCUCACUUAAGAGGCCGGGGGCCAGCGCUGUUCGGAGACAUUUCUGGGUCACGUGGCCAGCGUGACGAAGCUGCUCUGGCGAGCCAGCACCAGCGCAGCACACGAAAACGCCGUUUACCUUCCCGCUAUAAAGCGAUACCUAUUUAUCUACUUGCACUUAGGGGUGCUUUCGAACUGCUAGGUGGCUUAAAAACAGCAUAAAACAGCAUAAAAUACAACAUAAAGUGCAGCAUGAAUAUCAAUAAAAUUUCAAAAAUUCAGGGUCAUUUUGGGGAAGAAAAAAAACCCCCAGUCAAUAGACAUCAAAUGAUCACCAGGGCUAACUGGCCAAGUUGGUCCUACUAGGGCCAGCAAGGCGACCAGGGAAGAAUUUAAAUGUGGGGUCCCAGAAAGGGUUUCUUCAUAAAAGAAGAAAGGGAAAAGGGAAUAGAGGAUUAGGCUAAUUCAAAUUGAAGGCUGGGUGGAAUAGCAGAUAGCCGUUGAGGUUCUAAUGGCCUGAUUAAGUGUACAGCUAAAACAGCUGUUUCCUGGAUCCCAGUUUCUUGACUGAUCCCUUUCCUUCCUGGUCUAGAAGAAGAGGAUGGAGUCCUGGAAGAUCUGGAGGAGUUUUAUCCUGAGGAGCAGGUGAAUACCCAGAAGAAGAAGAAGAAGGCCAAGAAGCUGAAGGAAAACAAGGCAGCUAAAGUCAAGAGGAAGAAGAAGGAGGUAGGUUUUCUUGGGCUUGCUGGGAUGAGGAAAGCAGGAGUAAGAGGUCCACACUUGCAUGAUUGUCCAGUUUAUCUUGAGAUAAACUUGAGGAAUGCUGAAUUGGCUUAUGUCAGCGAUGAGGACCCUUCAGGCCCAAAAGCCAUACAUACCUCCAGCCCUCUGGGUCUCCUCCUAGAAUCCUAGAAUCAUAGAGUUGGAAGAGACCACAAGGGCCAUUGAGUCCAACCCCCUGCCAAGCUGUGUAUCUCCUCUCAGCUGUUUAGCUGAGAGAAGGAAAGGGCUUGAUGUUACGCAAAGAGCACAAUAACAGCUCCUUUCCCUUGCAAGGAGAUCUGCUAUAAGAAGAUCAAAGCAAUGGGGAAGGUGUCUCAGCAGAGAGGUAGACUUGUGCUCUUUGCAAAUAUGCAAAAAACAAAAAACCCACCCCAAAGAACCCAUGCAUUUUGCAAUUGCACACAUGCAGUUUUAAGGAUGCAUUCACAUUUUGAAAUGCGAGGCUUCGGGUCGUUGUAAAGUAGUGCUUGCAGUUCAGCUGCUUGUGGACAUUACAAUUUAGGGAGGAGAACAGUAUUUGUAGAGAGCAAGAGGGAAUUAAAGGAGUCACGAGGGAUUCACAGUUCACAGUAAGCUGAGGCAUGGUUGGGCCCCCAAUCUCAAGAUUGCAUGGCAGGCGCCUCACCACCAUAAUGGGUUGUAGUCAACAUUAGACCUAAUCAGAGUAGACCCACUGAAAUUGAUGCACAUGGCAAAUUUAGCUCAUUGGGCUCUCCUUUAUUGGAGGUUUAUAAGCAGGGGCCGGACGGCCAUCUGUCAAGGAUUCCUGCAUUGCAGAGGGCUGGAUGGUGACCCUUGGGGUCCCUUCCAACUCUACGCUUCUAUGGUUCGAUAAAUCCUGUAAAUUCUAGCAACUGAUAUUCAGAAGCAUUUAUGCAGGGUGUAGCCAUCAUAACUGGUAGCCAUUGAUAACUUUCUCUGCCAUGAUUUUGUCUCAUCCUCUUCUGAAGCCAUCCAAGUUGGUAGCCAUCACUUUUUCCUGUGAGAGUGAGUUCCAUAGUUUAAUUUGGUGUUGCAUGAAGAAGAACUUUAUUUUACUUGUCCUGAAUCUUCCAGCGUCCAGCUUCCUUGUAUGUCCACGAGCUCCAGAGUUAUGUGAGAGGGAGAUAAACUUUGUCCAUUUUCUCCAUGCCACGCAUUGUUUUUUUAAGCUUCUGUGAUGUUGCCUCUUACUCACCUUGUCUCUGAACUAUAAAGUCCCAAACACUGCAACCUUUCUUGGGGGGGGGGGUUAAUCCCUAUCCGAUGGAUCAUUUUGGUUGCCCUUUCCUGGCCCCACUGGACAGAAUAUCCUCCCUCUGGCGGCAGUCUGGAUUUGCAAAGUAUUAGCAGAUGUUGCUGAUGUAUGUAUGUCCUGGACCUCUUGGCACGAGAAUUAGCUUUUAGUUUGAGGAAAGGGCCAAGGUGUUCACACUGUAUGCAUGCAUUAAUUCAGAACUCCAUGAAGGCAGGAUCCCGAUGUGGCUGUUUCUGCCCCAUCCUCUCCACCUUACCAGAAGUGUUUUCUCCAGCAUCUUGGGCCUUCCCCUCCGUGUGAUACUCCAGCUGCAUUGCAGCACCUCAUUUACAGUUUGUCCCUGGUGGCUGGCUGUAAAUCUUGGCAGCUCGCUGCUGUACCAACCGUGCUCUGUCUGUGGAUGGUGCAUCUGAGGGAGGGGAGAGGACCUUGGGGGACGCUUUUUGGAGAGAGCGGGAUGACGGGACGGAGGGCUGCCUGCGUUCCACGGUUCCACAGGCAGGACCCAGUUUCCUGGCCAUCUCUGUUUUCCAACAGAGCAAGUUUCCAGCCUUGCGAAGAAGUGAUUGGAAGCAUGUGGACAACGCUGAGAGAAGAAAUCCUGGAAGCUCGAAGGGAAUAAGGCUGUCAAGAGUCAGAGGGCCUUUGAUGCCUUCUUACCUUGAAACAGGGGAAAGACCGUAGCUCAGUAGUAGAGCAACUGCCUUGCAUGCAGAAGGUCACAAGUUCAAUCCUUGGUUUCUCCAGUUAGCAAUGAGAAAAGACACUUCCCUGAAAAUUUUAAUUUUAUUAUUUGUGCCCCACCCAUCUAUCUGGGUUUCCUCAGCCACUCCAGGCAGCUUACAACAUAUACAAAAACAUAAUAAAACAUGAAACCCUGGAGAGGUGCUGCCGGUCAGUGUAGGCACUACUGAGCUGGAUGGCCCAAUGGCCUGAUUCCAUAUAAGGCAACUUCCUAUGUUUCUCUACAUACAUUCUUCACAGGGAAAUGAAAAUUAUGCCCAGCAAUGCAAAUGCCCUUAAUUUGCAUCAAGGACACAUAAUUAUGUUUGGAAUUUGUGCAGAAUAAUGAUAAUAAUGAUAAUAGUGUUAUUAUUUUAAAUGUACAAAGUGUACAGAGUCCUGGCUGCAGAAUGACAUUAUACAGCUUAGGAAAGACUAAGCAAGGCCAGAGGUCACUGCUCCUGAUGCACAUAGAGAGAAGCCCACAUUCAUCCUGGGAGUUUUAUGCUCUUGCAAGACACAAGGACGAAAUUAAAAGGAUACACCCUCCCACGACAGUAAUGAAUGUAUAGAUUUCCUGCUCAUGAUUCUGAAGCUGCUUGGGCAUGUGGGCAACGCCUCCUUUGUUUGGGUGAGCAUUUACGGUGUUGCUCUAAUUAGCAGAAGUGUUGGCUUCUGCAUCUGCCUGUCUCUCUUCUCCGGAUUCUGGUAGCAAUUUGCAUCGGUUGAUGGCACAGACAUGCGUGGGAGCGGCUCACCCACCUGUUAUGAAGAAGAGAUGGGUGGGGAAACAGUGGCCGUCUUCCUGGUGGUGAUGCAGAACAUCGUUCUCAAAGCCGAUGUGUGUUUGGCUGGGGGGGGGGAGAGGGAGGGGAGGUUCACACAUCAACCUUUGUUGAUCCUGAUUCUCAGCAGCAGCUCAGAGUUUAGGGCACCCCUCCAGGACUUGGUGCCCUACAGAUGUUUCUGGACUGCAGUUGCUAACACCCCUGAUCAUUGGCCAUGUUGGCUGGGGCUGAUCGGAGUCAGGAGUCCAGCAACUUCUGCUGGGCAAGAUGUUCAGGGAGGUGGGCUAACACUGACCUUAUACUGGCUCUCCUGGGCUUCAGAUGGGGGUCUUUCUCAACUCUCCCAGGGGGAUUUUCUGCAUGCAAGGUGGGUGCUCCUUCCAUGAGCCACCGAGUGGAACAUUUCCUAGUUGAAAGACAUGGGGAAAACUGACCAGCACACAGAACACCUUGCUAGUUUAUCUGGUCCUCCUUUGGGCUAUCGCCGUGGCACAAUCCAGUGACUCAUCUUGGCAUGUGAUCUUCCCAGACGCUGAACACUGUCGGAGAACAGGACACUAGGCUGGGCGGAUCCUUAUUUUGAUCCAACAAGUUGCAAGGGGGAAGGGAUGUUGGUCCUCUCAACGGUACUUCAGGCCGGAUCCAAGUAUCCAUUUCUCUUUCUUUGAAUUUAGCUCCUCUGUUUGUGGAGGAGAAUGGAGAAGGUGCAUGCAGUCAUCUAUCCAAUUCUUCACUAAGAAGGGGGUGGGCAACAUGACUAGGGGUCAGAGAUUAUGGGGAUUUUGGUCCAAGAACAUCUUGAGGUCCUCAGGCUGGGGGACAGAAGCUUGAGCCAGACAGACCAAUGGCUUGAUUUUGUAUAAAGCUGGUUCAUCAAAUCAUAGAAUUGUAGAGUUGGAAGGGAUCCCAGGGAUCAUCUAGUCCAACCCCCUACAAUGCUUCUUCAUGCAAGUGGCUUCACCCAUUUUUAGCAGGAGCUGAUCUUACCCAGGACUUGUGCAUACAGAUAGCAGCUGCCUUAUACUGAUCUGUCAGGCUCUGAACUGUCCAUUCUGAAGCCUAGCUUGCCACUUUAAACAGGAUAUGAAUUAACAGUUAAUUAAAAAUAAUAAUUACGGUUGGCAGUAGGUCUUGGGCAAGGGCCCUGAGAUCCUUUGAAGCAGGGGUGCUGGCAAGUGGCCCUUAGAAACUCCUGCAAAUGAGGUCUUCUGUCUUCUGAUGGGGAGAUUUUGGGUUUCCAAUCUUUUAGUGUGAUGGGCUGUGCCCUGUGGAACUCCUUACCAGUUGAGUUUUGGUGGGAGCUGUUCUUGCUCAAUAUUAGAUGAUGUUUUAGAUGACAGACCUUUCGUACCUGGUUUUUCUUUUUUCCCUUUUUUUCUGCCAACCAGCUCUUACUGAUGUGUUUGUGAUGUUUGUAUUGUGCUUUUCAUCUGUAUACCGCCUUGCGAUAUUUUCUUCGACAAGGUGGCUCAUAAAUAUUUAAAUAAAAUUAAAAAUUAAAAAUUUAUAGUGUAGAUUAUGGUAUGUACUGCACCCUGCAGCUGCAAACCCUUCUUGAUACAUGUAUCACUGCAGAUGUGACCUGUGGUGUGUGUGUGUGUGUGUGUGUGUGUGUGUGAGAGAGAGAGAGAGAGAGAGAGAGAGAGAGAAAAUAGCUCAUUUCUCCUCUGCCUCCCCUGCAUCUGCAUAUCUGUAUCUCUGGAAGACCCCCCCCCCCAAAUCCUCAUUCUAGAUCUAGAUUGCAAGAGUUAAUUUGUCUCAAUGCCUGCCAUUUUGGCAGCCAAACGCAUUUGCUGAUUGUUCUUCACUGGGGCUCUCAACAGCAUAACCUGAACAGGAGGGAGAUGUAUUGACAUAAAACAACCAGGCUGCUGUUUGAGUCGGAACAUAUUUAGAUGGAAGUCCUUGUCAGGGAGGGAGGGAGAGAGAGAGAGAGAGAUGGGAUUUCAGUCAGUUCUGCAGAAAUUACCAUGGCAACCAAUUAUUCAGGCCUAAAUUAUAACUGUUCAUAUCGCCAGCGAAAAGCAACAGUAGAUUUCUCUCUCUCUCCCCCCGCUUUCUCCCCGUUAUUAAAUGGAAAACUUGAAGGACACAGAAUUACUAGCCAGCGCUGUCUUUGUGUGUUUCUAUACCCAUGAUUUAGAUCCAGCUUUCCCAACCUGGUGCCCUCUUGAUACUUUGGACUAUAACUCCCAUGGGCCCAGGCUAGUCCAAAACAACAGGAGGGGCCUAGGUUGAGAUUUGGGGGCUUAUAUCAAGUGUGAAGGGACGCGGGUGGCACUGUGGGUUAAACCACAGAGCCUAGGACUUGCCGAUCGGAAGGUCGGUGGUUCGAAUCCCCGUGACGGGGUGAGCUCCCGUUGCUCGGUCCCUGCUCCUGCCAACCCAGCAGUUCGAAAGCACGUCAAAGUGCAAGUAGAUAAAUAGGUACCGCUCUGGCGAGAAGGUAAACGGCGUUUCUGUGCGCUGCUCUGGUUCGCCAGAAGUGGCUUAGUCAUGCUGGCCACAUGACCCAGAAGCUGUAUGCCGGCUUCCUCGGCCAAUAAAGCGAGAUGAGCGCCACAACCCCAGAGUCGGCCACGACUGGACCUAAUGGUCAGGGGUCCCUUUACCUUUACCUUUUAUCACGUGUGAACAUCCAUCCGGUCAUGAUGCGAGCUGGUCCAGGGAUGCUCAAAUAUUUGCAGGCUGGAGUGGCUCUAUUCACAAUCUGAGAGAAAGUAAAGGGAUGUUCUCAGGUCAUUGGUGAGUUUGCUCUGUGCAUCUGGUGACAGCCUCGCCCCCGCCCCCCUGCACAGGCCAUUGAGAAUCCAGCCCUUCUGAUCUGCAUAUCCCCACUCCUUUCAUCUGCAUAGCCCCACCCCAGGUUCUCUCAUUCAUGCUAAGCCAGGGGUUGGCAAAGUUUACCUCACCUGGGCCGGUUCACUCCAGUGGAGAUCCUUCCAUGGGCCAGAUCAUGUGCAUGCGUGAGCGCCCCCCCCCCCGAUUUCCAGCAUCUGUUUCUGUGUAGAUGCGGUUUCCAGUUUAGCGCAGCACGUGGGGACUCACCAAGCAUGUGGCUCGGUUCAGGGGUGGCUCGUGGGCCGGUUAAACGACCCCUGUGGGCCGCUUGUGGCCCAUGGGCCUUAGGUUGCCACCCCCUGUGCUAAGCUGUGAUGGAAAGGUGGCAUUCUGGGGGCAAAGCCAUCAUUUGUUGUUUCAACCAAGACCUUCAUGCAUGGAACACUGGAUAGAGUGAAAUCAUGACUAUAGAACCAUAGAACUGCUGAGUUGCAAGGGACCCUAAGGGUCAUCUAGUCCAAGGCCCUUCAAUGCACAAAUCACAGCUAAAGCAUCCCUAACAGGUGGCCACCCAACCCCUGUUCAAAAACCUCCCAUGAAGGAGAGUCCACCACCUUCCGAGGGAGUUGGUUCCACUGUAGAACAGUUCUUAUCAUCAGAAACUUCCUCCUAAUGUUUGGUCAAAAUAUCAUUUAUUGUCAUUUGAUUCCAUUGGUUCGGGUCCUACCCUCCAGAGCGGGAGAAAACAAGCUUGCUCCAUCUUCCACGUGGCGGCCCUUAAGAUAUUUGAAGAUGGCUAUGAUGGCACCUCUCCGUCUUCUCUUCUCCAGGCUAAACAUACCCAACUCCCUUGACCGUCUCACGUAGGCUUCCAGACCAUUUAUAAUCAGCCAGAUGUUUGCACAUCAGUUUUGGUGCUUGUUCAGCAGCUGUAAAUACAAGCAGCACCAAAAGCUUCAGGAUUUGUGGGGCAGGGGGGCAGCGGCAGUGACUUCCUAUGCAGAGCAUACCAGUUGUGCCGGGGAUGCAGUUGGGUCUGCCCCAUUCUGGGCUUCUGUCCCUGUCCAAGGUGCUGAAAUCUUCUUGGCUUUAUCACUGCCAGCUCUUGGCGCAGCAUGUACUUGCUGCCUUUGCCAGAUAGAAAGGGAGGCUGCAAAAAUGUUGCGCUAAAGCAGUCCUGCUCUCUUUUGGAUCCAUGGCAUAAGUCUGUGCAUCCGGAUAAGACUGUUUUCACAUUACAUUUAAGGUAUACGCUCAAGACAAUUUCAAGCGCUUGCAUGACACAAAUGUAUCCCUGACCAUUGAUCAUGCUGGCUGGAGGUGAUGGGAGUUGGGAGUCUAACAACGCCCAGAGGCCCCAAGAUUCCCCAUCUCUGAUUUUUUGGAUCAUAUUUAGAAUGCUUGACCCACUGACUGCAGCUUGGUCAGGUUUUUCUUUUGUAAUCUAGUGGUUCUUUUCUUUUUACACAGACAAGCAAACUUUAACUGCACACGUUUGACAGAUUAUUAUUGUGAAUAGAAUAUGUUUUAACUGUUUUUCAUUCUGAAUUUUAAAAUGGCUGUCACCUGUCCAUGGAUCUGCUGUUGAAGGGCAGCUAAUGACAAUAAUAACGACAAGAGAAAGUUGCCUCCCGGUCUUAACAACCAGAGCUGUGCCUUUGAAGCUGCCCAGGAGGGGGUUGUGUGUGUGUGAAGCAGUCCCAUUGCUGACAGGAGAGCUGACCGUUCUCUGCCUUCUGCCUCUUUUCUUAAGAAUAUAAGAAUGUUAGAACAGCCUUCUGGAUGAGGCCAGUAGCCCAUCUAGUCCAGCAUCCCGUUCUCAGAAUGGCCACCCAGAUGCCCCAGUGGGAAACCUGCAAGCAGGACCUGAGUGCAACAGCACUUUCCCAGAAACCAGAAACCAUUAGCAUUACCACUUCCAACAGUGGAGGCAGAGUAGCCAUGGAUAGCCUUCUCCUCCAUGAAUUUGCCUCAUCCAAUUUUAUGACCCUUCUUCCUUUAACUCAUGCAUGCGUGUUUGUUUUUGUCAAAAUCUAGGGGAACCAAGACGACGAAAUCUCCGAAAACGAAGAGGAAGCAGGAGAGAAAUCAGAGAGCGAAGGCAGCGACUAUUCCCCCAACAAGAAGAAGAAGAAGAAGCUGAAAGAGAAGAAGGAGAAGAAGGCCAAGAGGAAAAAGAAGGAGGAGAACGAGGAGGAGAACGAAGAAGGAGGCUUAAAAGUAACCCUCAACUCUAGAUAUCUUGGGAUGUGGCAACCAGCAGCUUGGUGCUGUGAUGGGGCUGGGUAAGGAGAGGGCAUCACAUUAGUACUACAGACUAAGGCUCUGUGUACACAUGCACUUGCGUGUGUGUGGUACCCAUAUGGGAACAUCCUUGACUCAGCGUAUUUGAAGUUGAGUUAGCCAUGGGCACCCAAACCUAUCUUAGGACUGCAUAUGCGAUGGUUUUCUUCUCAAGUGUGUUGGCAUAACGAGAGCUGAUCCCUGGCAGCUUAGGUCUUAGGCUUGCCAUCUCUUCGGGUGACCAGAAAGAACCACGGGCAACAAUUCUUAUCAUUAUUUUGAUUGCAUUUACCUUUUCCUCCAAGGAGGUCAAGGUGGUGACCAUGGUCUUCCCACACCUCCUUUAAUUACCACAACAACCCUGUGAGGUGGGUUAGACUGAGAGGCAGUGAUGGGCCCCCAAGGUCACCCAGUGAGCUUCAUGGCCAAGUGGGGGAAUUGAACUCUGGUCUCCCAGCUCCUAGUCUGCCACUCAAACCACUACACUAUGCUGGCUCCCUGUGCCCCUGUGGCUUGCAAAUGGCCCUAUGGGUGGGCCUUUGAACUGCUUGGUUUCCACCAAGGACCCUUGGGGAGUGUGCUUCUUUGGGGUCCAGGGAAGGGUCUGUGAUGCCCCAGCAUUGUUGAAGCUAAUCAGGAUCAGGCCUCAUGAGACACGAAGCUCCAAGAAAGUCAAAUGGAGCUUCUUAAUGGAGCACGGUAGGCUUGCAAGGUGUUUUUCGUCCCUCUGAAGAGGCACUAACCAUGUCUCCCUCCCUUCUAAAUCAGCAGCCACCAGAACGCCACGGGUACAAGGAUGACUACAGCCAGGUGAGUGUGCCUGCUGGAACUCUGUGGGAAGGUGGGUGGGUGGGGGAAUGUCUGUGAAUGGCUUAGUAUGUCUGGCUGUUAACCAGAAGGUUGGUGGUGCAAGCCCACCCAGAGAUGGCUGUGGGCAGGAUUCCUGCAUGGUCCCUUCCAACUCUACAAUUCUAUGUCUCCUCUGUGAUGCUGUUUGCUAAGCAUUUCACCCAGCUCUGCCUUGGAAGUUGCAGAAGUUUGUGGGGAAGCUUCACUGUAGCUCUUGGUUCUCCUGUAGGAGCCCAAGACCUCGGCUCAGCUCAUGGAGGAGUGGGGUCUGGAUGAUGUGGACUAUGCCUUUUCCGAAGAAGACUAUCACAUGCUGACAAACUACAAGGCCUUCAGCCAGUUUCUCAGGUAGGUCAUGCCGUUCCUUGCCUGGUUUGAACUAGUCUGGUAUUUGUGUGUCUGUGGACUUGAACUGGUGUCCCGGAUUUCUGUUAAUGGUCCUCUCCGCUUCUUCUCCAGACCUUUGGUUGCCAAAAGGAACCCCAAAAUCCCCAUGUCCAAGAUGAUGACUGUUCUGGGUGCCAAAUGGAGGGAGUUCAGCGCCAACAACCCCUUCAAAGGCAGCUCAGCUGCUGCUGCUGCAGCCGCCAUAGCGGCGGCCGUCGAAACCGUUGCCAUAGCUCCGGCGCCACUGACCCUCAGCCCCCAGCAACUGCUGCCACCACCACCCGCCAUCAGGAAAGCCAAAACCAAGGAGGGAAAGGGUAAAAUGGGGUGGAAGAAUGUGAAUGGAUGUGCUAGCUGUGAUUAAUAGAACAAUGAGGGCUGAGGAAUUGUUAAGGCCAACAAAAGGCUGAUAAAAAGUUGGAGAAAAGAGGGAGAGGGAGGGAGGGAAGGGAGGGAGGGAGAGAGAAAGAGAAAGAGAGAGAGAAAGAGAAAGAGAGAGAGAAAGAGAGAGAGAGAGAGAGAGAGAGAGAGAGAGAGAGAGAGAGAGAGAAGCCCAGGAAAGUCAUGAGCCCUUGAUAACUGCUGAAUGCUCAAACGAGGGAAGUACUUGGGAUUUUAGGGCUCAGGAGAAUAAUGAAAUUCAGGUGGUCUCCAUUGCAAAUGCCUCUAUGUUCCUGCAGGUCCCGGCGUGCGGAAAAAAAUUAAGAACACCAAAGAGAUCAAGAAGAAGGGGAAAGGGAAGAAAGUGGGGGCUCUGAAAUUCCGCUUUGGGGGAAUCGCCAACAAGAGGAAAAAGGGCUCCUCGGUAAGUAAGCGCCUGUCUGUACUAAAGCCCAGUGUUCCUGGGCAUGUGCAGAAUCACUGCUCACAUGUCUGCAACCUUUGCAAUAACAGUGGCAGUCCCCUGACCUCCCCAGCUUCCUUGCAUCCUCCUGCCUGCCCCACAACUGCACUAAGUCACUGCUUCUGAGACUGGACAGCUCUUGUUCAAAGAGAGGUGGGCAGUGGUGUAGUGGUCUAGGGGUGUGAAGGGGUGUCCUGUUACUCUUUCUGAAGCUGGGUCAUGGUCUCCAGGGUCCUGGGGCUGCCCAAUCAGCAUGAAGAGGGAGCAUUUUAGCCAACGAGAAGAGGUCUUCUCACCCUCUGUGCUGAUUGGAGCCGAUCAGAGUGGAAGGAGGCAAGUUGGCCUCUGAGGAUGGGUUCCUCGGGUUCCUCUGGAGAAGACACACAGGAAGAUCUAGGAGGAAUUGUUUUGUGUGCUCCAGGGCUAAGCAUUUAGGUGCUUCAGUUUCAAGGGAACCCAAGUUCUGCUGUGAACAGCAUGGAAAACAGGUUGCUCCACAAGAUCGUAUUGGAGCACUCCAAAUCUUUUCCCUGUGUAGGUUCAUGGAAAAUAGUAGAUCGAGCUGAAAGGCAGCACAAGGAGAUCUGCAUUGAUCGCUGUAAUGCAUCCCUAAUUACAUUGUCUAAUGCUAGAAGGUUGUGCCAUCUCGAAGGGUGUGUGGCUGUGGCUGGAGGCAUGGGCUGGUGGCUGGGAGGGUCCCCAGUGUCAGCAGUGCUAACCACGUGGCUUCCCUUCCAGAGCGAGGAGGAGGAACGGGAGGAAUCCGACAGCGCCAGCAUCAACAGCUCCUCGGUGCGCUCCGAGUCCUCUGCUGUUCUGGGCAAGAGGGGAAAGAGGCGGAAGAAGAAGAAGAAGAAAAGUAGGUCAUCACCAGGAGCUUUUCUCAGGGCUCACCAGAACUGCCCAUGGGGAGGGGCACAGCAUUGGCUGGUGCAGGGCUUCAUCCUGACAGGGCAGCACACCAAGAGCUAUGCACACACACUUUAGUAAUGGAGAGAGUGCUCUUGUGCUCAGGUCCUGCUUGCAGGAUUCCUAAAGGGCACCUGGGUGGCUCCUGUGAGAAGAGGCUGCUGGACUGGCCUGAUCCAGCAGGAUCCUCUGAUAUUCUUAUGCAGGCAUAGGCAAACUCUGCCCUCCAGAUGUUUUGAGACUACAACUCCCAUGAUCCCUAGCUAACAGGACCAGUGGUCAGGGAUGGUGGGAAUUGUAGUCCCAAAACAUCUGGAGGGCCGAGUUUGCUUAUGCCUGUUCUUAUGUUUUGAUGUGCCUGGGAAGACCAGAAGUGGUGGGUAGUGAGGGCAAUGGUGCCUUUGGGCACAAUCUUUUCUGCGCACCUCCAAAGCCAUUGAGCUCCCCCCGUCUAGCUCACUGCCCCGUUGGUCAUGGGAGUUUACAUAAAGCUGAAGAAGGAAGUUGGAAGAGUGACCCUCUUUCUCACUUCACCCUUCUGCUCUAUGUGCUUUCCAAAACUCAGAUUCAUUCUACUGGAUCAGGUAUUUACUUAGGUGGCAGGUGGAGAGAGAGAAAUGACCAGAGGAGGUGGUGCCUAUGACACUCGCUCAAAAAUCCGUAUGAGCCCAUGGGCCUAAAAAGGUUGGUGACCCCUGGGCUGGAGGGUAUCUCCAUCAAUGACUAUUUGCCAUGAUGGCUUCAUGGAACUGGUAAACUGAGUGGCAAUGGAUGCCACUCACUGUGGAACAAUGGUGGGAGAUGGCUAUUGCUUCAUGUCCUCCUUGUGAACUUCACAGAGAUAGCAGCUUGACCAUUUUGGGAAUCUGUGCCCCCCUCCCAUCCCUGAUCCUUGGCCAUGCCAGCUGGCACUGAUGGUAGUUGUGGUCUAACAACAUCAAGGGUGACCGCUGAUUCUCCACUCCUGACAUAAGCCUUUGGCAUCAAGGCUCUUUCGGUUCUGAAACUAGUCCUGAAGCCAGACUGAUAAUCCUUUUCCCACAACCAUGUCUGCAGCUGACCAGCCACCGCUGACUCAGUGACCUUGCCCACCCAUCCCAAAUGGUGCUUAAAUGUUCUGUGUCAGUGUCUAUAAUUCGUGUACAGUGGUACCUCGGGUUACAUACGCUUCAGGUUACAUACGCUUCAGGUUACAGACUCCGCUAACCCAGAAAUAGUACCUCGGGUUAAGAACUUUCCUUCAGGAUGAGAACAGAAAUCACGUGGCGGUGACGCGGCAGCAGUGGGAGGCCCCAUUAGCUAAAGUGGUGCUUCAGGUUAAGAACAGUUUCAGGUUAAGAACAAACCUCCGGAACGAAUUAAGUACAUAACCAGAGGUACCACUUUACAGGGAAUGAGGCUUCCCUUCAUUGCCGUGUUGAAAAACAAUGCGUUUGAUAGCCAACAACGAAUUCAUUUUUUUGUUGCUCUGUAGUAAACAUCCAUGGGAUUAGAAAGGAUCCUGGCAAAAAGAUGCAGCAGGAAAUGAUUAAUAAUAGGAACCACAAAAGAGAUUAUGGAAGUCCAGGAGAUUCCUUGGAAUCUUGUUUUUAUGAUCUUUGUUUGAUAUAUCUCUGUAAAAUUUUAAUUUGAAAAACCAAAUAAAUAAAUUAAAAAGAAAAGAAAGUAUCCUAGCAAUAUUAUAAGCUAUGAUGGCUAUCUUGAAUUAUAUUCAUUGUUUUGACAGAUUUGUUGUUGCUUGCUUUAUAUGCUAUUGUGUUUGAUAGCAUAGUGGUUGCAACGUUGGUUGUUUCUUAAUGCUGUUGUGAUUAUUGUGAGCCACUUUGAGCUCAACAUUUGUUGUUGGAAAAGCGGGAUGCAAAUACAGUGGUGCCCUGCAAGACGAAUGCCUCGCAAGACGAAAAACUCGCUAGACAAAAGGGUUUUUCGUUUUUUGAGGUGCUUCGCAAGACGAAUUUCCCUAUGGGCUUGCUUCGCAAGACGAAAACGUCUUGCAAGUUUGUUUCCUUUUUCGUAAAACCGUUAAUACCCAGGGUGCAUUGCUUGAAGAGGUGCAGUUGCGACUUGACUUUGAGGAGCAACUCAUAGCACGCAGUGUGGUAGCCUUUUUUGAGGUUUUUGAAGACUUUGGUGAUUUUUGAAGCUUUCCCAAAACUUCUUUUGCAGCCAUUUGGUAAGUUAAACUUUUAAAACUUUUUUGGGGGUUUUUGGAUUUUGGGUUGGGGUGUUUGGAAUUCAAGGACUUGGUGUUGGGGAGGGGUUUGCAAGAAUCUGGAAGCUUGUGUGUUUUUUUCCUGCAUUUUUAUGAUUUUUUGUGACCAUUGGGCCACUCUGCUGUUUUUUUUAAAAAAAAUUCUGGGUUUGAAUUUCUGUGUGGUGGGUGACUGGGGGAACAGCUGGGGAGGGGUUUGCAACAGUUGGGGAGGGGUUUGCAAUUUCUGUGUGGUGGGUGGCUGGGGGAAUAGUUGAGGAUUUUGAAGACUUUGGUGAUUUUUGAAGCUUUUCCAAAACUUCUUUUGCAGCCAUUCGGUAAGUUAAACUUUUAAAACUUUUUUGGGGGGUUUUGGAUUUUGGGUUGGGGUGUUUGGAAUUCAAGGACUUGGUUCUGGGUUUGAAUUUCUGUGUGGUGGGUGGCUGGGUGCUUUUGAAUUUUUUGGAUGUGAAGCACUGAUUUUUUUUGGGGGGGGUUGCGCAGGUAGGAGCUGUGCUGCCAUGGGACCUAAGAAGACUGCUGCUGCAGACGACGGCGAGGGGAAGAAGGAGAAGGUUACGCUGGAAAUGAAGAAGGAGAUCAUCUGGAAGCACGACGGUGGAAUGCGUGUGACAGACCUUGCCAGGGAGUACGGGAGGAAUCCAUUGACCAUCGGGACCAUCCUGAAGAUGAGGGAGAAGAUCCUUGCGACUGAUGCAGCCAAGGGAGUCACCAGGAUCGUGAGUCCCCAGCUGUUCUGGAGGAGGUGGAGAAGUUGCUGCUCAUCUGGUUAGAAGAGAAGCAGCAUGCAGGGGACACAGUGACUGAGGCCGUCAUUUGUGAGAAGGCCAAGGCCUUGCACGCAGACCCCGUCCGGGAACAGCCAGGAACCUCAGGCGAGCCAGAACUCUUCAAGGCAAGCAGAGGCUGGUUUGACCGGUUCAAGACAAGAUCUGGAAUCCACAGCGUGGUCAGGCAUGGAGAGGCUGCCAGUUCUGAUGUUUCUGCGGCUGAAGACUUUGCAGCGGAGUUCCUGGAGGUUGUGAAGACGGAGGGCUACGUUCCACAGCAGGUCUUCAACUGCGACGAGACCGGGCUGUUUUGGAAGAGGAUGCCCAAAAGGACUUUCAUCACACAGGAGGAGGCCAAGUUGCCUGGCCACAAGCCCAUGAAGGACCGUCUGACCCUGCUCUUCUGUGCCAACGCAAGCGGCGACCUGAAGAUCAAGCCCCUGCUGGUGUACCACUCGGAGAACCCACGGGCCUUCAAGAAACACAAGGUCGACAAGGAGCAGCUGAGUGUCAUGUGGCGAUCCAACAGUAAGGAUUGGGUCACACGUGUGCUGUUUGUGGACUGGGUCAAUCUUGCUUUUGGCCCUGCUGUCAAACAGUACCUGCUGGACAACGACCUGCCGCUGAAGGCUUUGCUUCUGAUGGACAAUGCUCCUGCUCAUCCUAAAGGCCUUGAGGAGGACUUGUUGGAGGAGUUCAGCUUCAUCAGCAUCAUGUUCCUGCCGCCUAACACCACGCCACUGCUCCAGCCGAUGGAUCAGCAGGUCAUCGCCCAUUUCAAAAACUCUACACCAAGGAGCUUUUCAGGCGAUGCUUCGAGGUGACUGAUUGCACCACCAUCACCCUGCGGGAAUUCUGGAAGGACCACUUCGACAUCGUCACCUGCUUGAAGAUGAUCACCACGGCCUGGAACGGGAUCAGCCAGAGAAAUUUGAAUUGCGCUUGGCGCAGCCUGUGGCCGGACUGUGUGGCACCAAGUGACUCUGAUGCACCAGAGUCAACAGUGGUGCAGGACAUUGUUGCCUUGGGGAGGACCAUGGGCCUGGAGGUCACAGAGGAGGACAUCAGCGAGCUGGUGGAGGAGCACGACCACGAGCUGACCACCCAGGAGCUGGUCGAACUGCAGGCAGAGGCUGCGCAGGAGCAGGCCUCGCUGGAAGAGGAGGAAGCAACUGAGGAACGGCUGUCCUCCAAAGAACUGAGGGACAUUUGCCUGAAGUGGAAGGAUGUGCAGGCUUUUGCACAGCGGCACCACCCUGACAAGCACGUGGCACAUGACCUUGCGAACACUUUUGAUACGAGGGUCAUGUCGCCUUUCAGGGAGGUGCUGAAAAGGCGGAUGAAGCAGCAGACCAUGGACAGGUUCUUCAGCAAGAAGCAAAGAGUGGAAGAGGAACCUUCUUCAAGUUGUCCCCCAGAGUCUUAGAAAAUGUACUGUACACUUUGUUGAUUUUUAAAUGUUUUUCUGUCAUGUUUAGAAACUUAAUUUAUUGUUCCUUCAAUUUUUGAAAUGCUCUUUACAGUAUGUGUGACUUUAAAGAGCACUUAAUAAACUCUUGUUGUACCAAAUUUGGCUUUGUUUGGACUUUUUUGACCAUAGGAACACAUUAAUUGAAUUUCAAUGCAUUCCUAUGGGAUUUCGUGUUUCGCAAGACGAAAAAUUCGCUAGACGAAAAAACUCGCAGAACGAAUUAAUUUCGUCUUGCGAGGCACCACUGUAUUAAAUCGACUCACCUCAACUAAUUGAGGAAACCCUGAUAAGCAGUCCAGAAUGAUGUUUCCUCCACCUGGCUUUUGCCUUCCAGUUGAAGAAGGAGAUGGCUACGAGACAGACCACCAGGAUUACUGCGAGGUGUGCCAGCAAGGAGGGGAGAUCAUUCUCUGUGACACCUGCCCCCGGGCCUACCACCUCGUCUGUUUGGACCCAGAGCUGGAGAAGGCACCGGAAGGGAAAUGGAGCUGCCCGCAUUGUGUAAGGAGGUUUGGCUCUUGAGAGUCAGCCGUUGGCAAGAAAAGGGUGCAGGAUGUGCUUUGAGGGAGAUUUCUAACCUGUAUGGCAGACUAUUACCGUAUUUUUCACUCUAUAAGACACACAAGACCAUAAGACACACCUAGUUUUUGGAGGAGGAAAACAAGUAAAGAAAUAUUUUGAAUCCCAGAAGCCAGAACAGCAAAAGGGAGCACUGCACAGCGAAAGCAGCGACCCCUCUUGCUGUUCUGGCUUCUGGGAUAGCUGCGCAGCCUCUUCAGGGCAGCGGGAUGAAGGCUCCCCCUGCCCUGAAGAGGUUGCGCGCGGCUAAGCCAGAAGCUAGAACAGCGAGAGGCAGUGCUGCGCAGUGACCCCUCUUGCUGUUCUGGCUUCUGGGAUAGCUGCGCAGCCUGCAUCUGCUCCAUAAGACACACACACAUUUCCCCUUACUUUUUAGGAGGGGAAAAGUGAGUCUUAUAGAGCAAAAAAUACAGUAGUUCUGGGGCUAAUUGCUGAGCUGAGGAAACUGCAGCGCUAUAAUUCCCAGAGUGCUUAAACAGUCAACCCCAGGGAAUUCAGGGAAUUGUAGCUCUGGGAGGGGAAUCAGGGACUCUCCUAGUACCUCUCAGAAUCCUUACCAACCUACAACGCCCAUAAUUCUUUGGGGGACUAUUUAAAGUAGUAUCAUAGUGCUUUAAAUGUAUGGUGUGAACAUUGCUAUGGUGAGGGGGAAAGUAUCUAGCUUCGAGGAUGCCAUAUGAUAAUCAAGCAGCUCUGGAUAUCAAAUGCAGGUGUCAAAUAUUAGGCAAAUGUCUCUGCAGAGAAUAUCUGGAUAGCUUUGGUUUUUUUUAUUAUAAAACUGGUAUAUACCAAUGAACAUUCCAAGGCCACCCCCAAGUGGUUUACUUACUAAAAUAAUUUUACACACCCACCCACCCCUACCUCACAAUAUUUUAUAAGAAUUAAAAGUUAUUAAAAAUUAGGCCUGUAUUUACUCUGGUAUACGGAGUACUGUUGCUUGAAGCAAGCAUUGCAUGAUUUCUUGUGUUCCGUAGGGACGUGACAUCACACUGGAUUCAAACAUAUCCCCUUAAUAAGGGCUGAUUCUAAUGAUCAAAACAUAAUGAUUCCUGUGUUUGCCUUAAACACACAUUCCAUAGAUGCAGUAUUUUAUUUCAUCCUCAGGGGCAGAAGAGACUUCACUUCCUAGAAACAUACUUUGUAAUUUCUGUCAACUUGCACAAAUAUAUUUUGUCUGACUCGUGCCAUUUCACCAUCUUAAGCAAGCCAAUAAAUUUGCCCCAGUCUCUUAUGCACAGCUGCUUUUAAACUGCCUGAAAAAUUUCGCAAAUACAUUUUACCGGAGGCCAUUGCAGAGGAGAUAAACAUGGCGGGCUCAGAGUUGGGAUGUGAAACAUUUCAGCUCUGCCUUCCCCUUUACACCAGGAAAAAGAAGGCAUCCAAUGGGAGCCAAAGGAAGAGGAUGAGGAGGAAGAGGAGGUUGGUGAGGAAGAGGACGACCACAUGGAGUUCUGCCGCAUCUGCAAGGAUGGAGGGGAGCUCCUUUGCUGUGACACCUGCCCGUCCUCCUACCACCUGCACUGCCUCAACCCACCUUUGCCGGAGAUACCAAAUGGUGAAUGGCUCUGCCCCCGUUGUACAGUGAGUGUUUUACCAGCCUUCCUCGUGCCAUCUGCUCCCUUGUGCCCCCUGGCAGUGGGGCCGGGCUUGAUGCCGACGGCUUGGGACCUCCAAGGUGGGACAGCCAGUGGCCGGCUCUCCUCUGCCAGGUCCUAGCCUGAAUCCUGAGGUUCUCUUUUGCCCAUAUGCAUUCACUGGAGAAGAAUGCAAAAGCCCUGCCACCAGUCAAUCUCCUUAGAGGUGCAUUUGGGGAAUUUUGCCUGGCAGGGAGCAGGGGUUCCACCCUCUCUUUCCUGUCUUCUUUUUUAAAAAGUCAAAUCCACACCAAGUACAGUGGAACCUCGGCUCCCGAACACCUUGGGAGCUGAACGUUCCGGCUCCCAAACAAUCGAAAACCAGAAGUGAUUGUCCCAGUUUUCAAAUGUUCUUUGGAAGCCAAACAUCCAGUGUGGCUUCCACUGCUUCUGAUUGGCUGCAGGAAGCUCCUGCAGCCAAUCAGAUGCCAUGCCUUGAUUCUCGAACUGUUUUGGGAGUCAAACGGGUUCCUGGAACGGAUUAAGUUCAGGAACAAAGGUUCCACUGUAAAGUUUCAGAAUGGAAAAGGCACCCCCCAAUUAUUUUUGUUCACUUUUCUAAAACUAUGUAUAAGAAAGGUUUAGUUUCAUCUUUGCAGCUGCUGCAUCGAAAAAAUGAGUCAAAACAACCCAUCUUUAAGGGGUCUUCCGACUUUAUAAUUCAGUUGCACAGUUUCUGCCUUCCUGUCUGGGGGGCUAGAAAUUGUCCUCACUCUUCCCCCUGGUCUCCUCCUCUCCCUUCCUUUAAAUUGUAAGCUCCUCAGGGCAGAGACCUUUCUCCCUCCCACUGCACCCCCCCCAGGCUGGUUGUGUACUCCGCACCACAGGCAAGUGAGACGUCCUGCGCUCAGAUCUUGUUCUGGAUCUUGCAGGUGAAGCCAAUUGUAGAUUGUGUGUGUCUCACCCUCUUUCGUCCUCAGUGCCCGCCGUUGAAAGGGAAAGUGCAGAGGAUCCUCCACUGGAUCUGGCAGGAGCCCCCAGCUCCACUCGUGCCAGCCUUGCCCUUGGCGGAUCCAGAGCUGGCUGCUCUGCCACUGAAGCCUCUGGAGGGGAUCCCCGAGAGAGAGUUCUUCGUGAAGUGGGCAGGACUGUCCUAUUGGCACUGCUCCUGGGUCAAAGAGUUGCAGGUAAGUAAGCAGUCACAGCAGAUGCUGGGGCAGGGGAGUUCUGCAUGCAAGGCAUACGGUCUACCCACUGAGCUACAGCCCUUUCUCAGCGCUCUCCCUUUACAGCUGGAGCUCUACCACACGGUGAUGUUCCGCAACUACCAAAGGAAGAACGAUAUGGACGACCCUCCAGCUUUUGACUAUGGCUCGGGUGACGAGGACACCAAGAUAGAGAAGAGGAAGAGCAAAGACCCCGAGUAUGCCAAGAUGGAGGAGAAGUAUUAUCGUUACGGCAUCAAGCCCGAAUGGAUGAUGAUUCACCGUAUCCUCAACCACAGGUGAGGAGGCCCACGUCGCACCUGUGUAAAUCAGAUUUGUUGGCUCAGGAAGAUGGUUUCGCAAACAUCAAAGGAUUAGAGGUCAAAGGACAGGUUUUCGGCAGACUGGCCUUUGUUUAUCAGUCUUAUAUCUGGGGAUCUGGUGGAUUAGCUGAAACUGCAUAUAAGGUGGUUUGGUCUUUUUUAAAGGGAAAACAGGGUCAGAUGAAGAUGUGGAUCUAAUUAACAAAGUUUCUUCUAUAUUAUAGUAGAUUCAUUAUCAUCAUCAUUAUUAAUAUUAUUAUUAUUAGACCAUUUCCCCCAAUUUUUUUUAUUGAUUUUCACAAAAUUAAAAGCACACAAACAAUAAACAAACAAACAUAAAUCAUAACCUUAUUAAGACUAAUCUUAUUAACAUUGUUAAGUGACUUCCUCGUAUCCCCCUUGUUGAAUUUUAAUGCAUAUCAUUUUAACAGUUUUCCAAAUCAGUAUUCUUAUAAGAUUAACUUACUACCCUUGCUGGUACCUUUCCCGGGAAAAUCAGAGGCUCACUAUGUCAGGUUAGUACUGGAAGACCGGACAAAUGCUAGAACGUUGGCAGUGGCAAAGUUUUUAUCAGUGGUUGCAAGAACAAAUGAGCCCUAUAUUCUAAACAAAAUGCUUGUUUAACCUGGAGGUAGACUGUAUGAAUUGUGUAUUGAUUUGUAGUGAUUUGUUGGGUCUCUGGACCAUAAUAAAGAUUGAUUGAUUGAUUGAUUGAUUGAUUGAUUGAUUGAAUAGAUUAACUUAAUCACUUAACAUCUUUGUUUCUUUCCAAUUCAGCAUUAAACAUAAUAAUUCAUCACAUUGCAUAUUUAAAUCCUAAGCCUAUCUGGUAAUUGCAAGCUUUUUCCAAUUAGUUUAACUUAAAAUAUUUGACUAAAUAAUCAUUAAAUUUCGUCCAUUCUUCCUGGUAUUCCUCCUCCUUCUGGUCACGGACUCUUCCGGUCAGGUCGGCCAGCUCCAAAAAAACCCAUCAUCUUCAUCUGCCAUUCUUCCACUGUUGGUAUUUCUUGCGUUUUCCACUUCUUAGCUAAUAAAAUUCGAGCAGCAGUUGUGGCAUACAAAAAUAAUUUAACAUCUUUCUUGGGCAAUUCCGAACCUAUUAUUCCAAGAAGAAAGGCCUCUGGUUUCUUUAUAAAUGUAUAUUUCAACAUUUUUUUCAAUUCAUUAUAAAUCUUUCCCCAGAAGUCUUUCACCUUGGUGCAGGUCCACCACAUAUGAUAGAAAGUACCUUCUUUUUCUUUACAUUUCCAACAUAGAUUAUCACAGUUAUGAUAAAUCUUUGCUAAUUUAACAGGGGUCAAAUACCACCUAUACAUCAUUUUCAUUAUAUUUUCCUUUAACAUUGUACAUGCAGUGAACUUGACCCCUUUCUUCCACAGUCUUUCCCAAUCCUCAAACAUUAUGCUAUGUCCCACAUAUUAUUAUACCGUUUUUUGUCAGAAGACCACAGGGAGGUUUGCAGCAUACAACACAAAUGUCAUAAAAUAAUAUCAGCACAACAUGAAAUAUACUAAUCAGAAGAUUCUUAAUCCUACUUCUAGAACAUGUAAUCUGAAUCCUGAAAUACUGUUCAUUGGUGGACUGGGUCAGGUUUGUGGCUCUGCUUUGAAAAACCAGCUGUGUCUUCUGCUUCCCAGCUUUGACAAGAAAGGAGAUGUCCACUAUCUGAUCAAGUGGAAGGACCUGCCGUAUGAUCAGUGCACCUGGGAGGUGGAUGAAAUCGACAUUCCGUACUACGAGAACUUCAAGCAGCAAUACUGGAAUCACAGGUCAGGGGGUGAGGCAUUGUGCAGGAUACGUCGAUGCGGGGAGGGCAGCCAGGGGCUAAUGCAUUCAGAUAAUCAGAGAAUAAAAUAACAGAAUUGUAGAGUUGGACAGGGUCUGCAAGGGCCAUCUAGUCCAGCCCCCUGAAAUGCAGGAAUCACAGCUGAAGAAUCCCCAAGAGUUGGCCACAAAACCUCUGUUUAAAAAACUUCAGUGAGGAAGAGGCCGCCACCUUCCAAGGAAGUCUGUUCCACUGCCCAAAAGCUCUUACCACCAGAAAAGUCUUCUUCUUGCGCUUAAGGCAUAUAUAGCCUGCCCUUUAGCCAAAAGAGUCCUUAAGCAGGGUUGCCAAUUUUGCCAAUUUCCCCUUAAAAUAGCUAAGAAAUGGCAAUUAUUAUUUAUUUGCGAACAACUUUUCCGUCCCAAUUUUCACAGUUUGAAAUAUGGCAACCCUACCUUAAGAGUGGCUUAGAACAAUCAGUGCUAAAAUGGUCCCUUGUCCUCAGACACACAGUGUAAAGAGACAUGGCGCAAGAGGAAAAAAGAAUGGGAAGGAGGAGGGAAAAGCAAGCUCAAACACUUCUCAGUUGUUGUUGUUGUUAUUAUUAUUUAUUAAAUUUGUAUACUGCCCUUCAUCGGGAAAUCUCAGGGCGAUUCACAACACAGAAAUACAAGAUAAAAACAUAAUAAAAACAAGAGCAGAGAAUGGAGGAUAUAUAGAUUCUGUUUCUGUGUCAGUUCCACAUCCAGCUUUGCUCUCCCUCUUCCACUCCCAUACUACACACCUAUCCUUGCACUAGCUCUCCCACCUCUCUCGUUCUUUCCUAAAUGAGUCCCUUUGCUCUUCCACCUUUCACCAGGAGAAGUUGGAGUGUUUAUGGAUGUUCCACACCACCCCAGCAGCUUAGCCAGCCCUGUCUUAUUUCAGUAUAUUGAAGCCAGGGCUCUUACAGCUAGGGGCCCAAUCCCACAGUCUGUGUUUACGUCCAUUUUGUCAUUGGGUUCAAAUUGACAAAGAUCCCUUGCAAAUGUCCUUGAGUUUUAAUCUGAGAUGCCAUCAUUGUUUUGGUGGUUGUUGCAAGUGGCCGAAGAGAUCAGCCAAAGUUGGCUUUGCAAACAGAUAUGCCAUGUCUCUGGCAGGUGUGUGUCAGUUUUCAUAGCUGAGUGCCUUCUGCAGGUUCUUGUAAUGCAGAAGGUCAUAGGUUUGAUUCCUAUCAUCUCCAGGUAGGGCUAAGAAAAGACCCCUGCUUGAACUGUGGAGAGCCUGGACAGAUCAAUGGUUUGACAAAAAUGAUGAUCAUAGAAUUGUAGUGUUGGGAGGGACCCCAAGAGUCAUCCAGUCCACCCCCUGCAGUGCAGGAAUCACUUGGUCUAAGGUGGCAUCCUGCACCACACUGACUUUUGUGUUUGAUUCACUUGCAGGGAGAUGAUGUUGGGAGAGGAGAGCAGCCAGACCGCCAAGAGGCUGAGCAAGAAAGGGAAGAAGUUCAAUGACGAGAAACUAGAAAGACCUCCAGAAUCGCCUCUUGUGGAUGUACGUUCGGGAUCCGGAAUGGGGGGGGUGGGAGAGAGCUUGUUUCCCCACCCACUCCUCAUACAUGUUUACGUUUCCUAUAUGACAUUUUGUCCCCCUUAAAAAUGGUUAUUGAAAGCUUCUUACACUUUCUUUCUCACCUUUUGGUCUGCUUCCGAGAGUUCAGCAGGCAUCGGCUGCACAACAUCAAGAAUGCCGUCACAGUCAUAAGGGCUAGCUGCUUGGUUUUAAGCAAAAGGAAAGAAAGAUCAGCCCUUAGCAAUUGCAUUUUGAAGCAAUGGAAGAUUCAAUUGCAUACCCGUCUUUUUUUAUUACAGUGGUACCUCGGGUUAAGAACUUAAUUCGUUCCGGAGGUCCGUUCUUAACCUGAAUCUGUUCUUAUCCUGAGGAACCUGUUAAGUUGUGGGUGAACAUAUCAGACCACACAGCGAUUCUUCAAACAGCUCUUGUUUAUUCAGAGGCCAGAACAGAACUGAGCUGAAGGGUUCAGUCAGCCUGCUUAUAUAGAGCUCCAGUACACAUAAUUGUAACAACUUUCUAAAACUAUCCAAUCACUGAAAGUCACUUUCGAUCCCUUAUUUGCAUAACUAUCUACAGUAUCCCCCUUCUGGCCCAGGGUGAGAACUUCAGUACAUAACACCACCACUUUAGCUAAUGGGGCCUCCUGCUGCCACCGCACGAUUUCGGUUCUCAUCCUGAAGCAAAGUUCUUAACCCAAGGUACUAUUUCUGGGUUAACAGAGUCUGUAACCUGAAGUGUUUGUAACCUGAAGCGUCUGUAACCCGAGGUAUCACUGUAUUAAAAAAGCAAUGAGUCAACUGGAAAUGUCUUCCAUUGCUUGACGGCUUUAAUGGCAUGCCUUGUUUUCUUCCUUCCCCUGCAGCCCACCAUAAAAUUCGACAAGCAGCCGUGGUAUAUUGAUACAACCGGUGGGACGCUGCAUCCUUAUCAGCUGGAGGGUCUCAACUGGCUGCGGUUCUCCUGGGCGCAGGGAACGGACACCAUCCUUGCUGAUGAGAUGGGCCUCGGGAAGACCGUCCAGACCAUUGUGUACCUUUACUCCCUUUACAAAGAGGUAGAGGCCUUUCUUGUGCUAUCCCUGACUUAGAACCACAGAAUCGUAGAAUUGUAGUGUUGGAAGGGACUGCCAAGGGUCAUCUAGCCCACCCCCCCAUGCAAUGCAGGAAUCGCAACUCAAGACUCUCCAGCAGAUGGCUAACCAACCUCUGCUUAGAGACCUCCAAUGAAGGAGAGCCCAUCGCUUUCUGAGGGAGUCCACCGUCAAACAGCUCUUACCAUCAGAAAGUCCUUCCUGACGUUUAGCUGGAAUACCUUUCUUGCAAUUUGAAUCCAUUGCCUCAGGUCCUCCUGUCUGGAGCAGCAGAAAAUCAGCUUGCUCCAUCUUCCAUGGGGCAGCCCUUCAGAUAUUUAAAGAUGGCCAUAAUAGGCCCUCUUGGUCAUCUCUCCUCCAAGCUAAACAGACCCACAACCAUUCUUCCUUAUCUGGCCUCCUUUGCAAGGAGGUUGUUUAUGGGGAAAUCCCUCCCCUUUGCACAGAAACACCCCUCUUUCCCCGAACAGGGCCACUCCAAGGGUCCGUACCUGGUCAGCGCCCCUCUUUCCACCAUCAUCAACUGGGAGCGGGAGUUUGAGAUGUGGGCGCCCGAAUUCUACGUGGUCACGUACACGGGGGAUAAGGAGAGCCGGUCUGUGAUUCGCGAGAAUGAGUUCUCCUUUGAGGACAACGCCAUCCGCAGCGGGAAGAAAGUUUUUCGGAUGAAGGUGAGCACUGGUUGGUGGGGAGUGAGCAAGCAUCGUUUGCUUAUGAACAUAGAAAGCUACCUUAUGUCACGAUGGACCAGUGCUCCAUCUAGCUCAGUAUUGCUGACACUGGCAGGCAGCCAGGGUUUCAGGUGUGGAUCGUUCUUCCCAGCCCUCCUUGGAGAUGCCAGACAUAGUGGGUUGUAUCCAAAGUAGUUCUACGCAGAGGAGACCCAUAGAAAUGGCUAGGCAUAGCCAACUUAGGCCCCAUUUGCACCAGAAAGCAGUAUCAUACCACUUUGAACAAUAAUGACGUACCCCACACUGAAUCCUGGGAACUAUAUUUUAUUAGAGCUGCUAAGAAAUUUUAGGAGACCCCAGUUCCCCUCAGAGAGCUGCAGUUUAACAGAGAUACAAACUCUCGAAGUGGUUUAUAUUUUAAUUUUUAUUUAUUUCUUAAUAAAUGAUACAGAAAAUUAAAAUAAAGUAAACAAACAAAUAUUAAUACAAAAUUAAACUAAAGAAAAUACAUGUACCCCCUACCCUGCAAACAGAAACCUUACAUACCCCGGUGACUUCCCUCCACCACGACUCGACUUCCUUUAGCUCAAAUUUAAAUACUAUCAGUGCAUUUUUUGGAUAAUACAUCUCUUAUAGCCAUUUCCAGUUAUUGUUCUCGCUUAUACUUUACAUACUUAAUCCAUGCAUAUCAACAUAUUCUUUUUAGAACAGUGUUUUUCCAUAUACUCCUCAAAACAUUGCCAUUCUAAUCUUAAUUUUUGAUUUGUCUGGAGCCUUAUGACUGCUGUUAACUUUGCCAUUUCUAUAAAUUCACUUAAUUUACAUAUCCAAUCUUCUUUUGUGGGUAUUGUUUCACCUUUCCAUUUACUGGCGAGAGCUAUUCUGGCGGCUGCCGUGGCGUAUAGAAAGAUUGUUUUCUUUUCCUGUGGGAUAUCCUUCCAUAAUAAACUAGUAAAUACGCCUCUGCUUUCUUUCCUAUGGUGAUUUUGAGCAUCUUUUUCAACUCUUUAAAAAAAAAAAUUCUCUCAAGAGUGGUUUAAUAAUCUUUCACAGGGAACUUUUGAGAAUUGUAGCUCUGUGCAAGGAAUAGGAGAUCUCCUAACACCUCUCAUCACCCUCAACAAGCUACAGUUUGGGGGGAAAAAUUAGAGUUUGAAGGGACCCCAAGGGCCAUCUAGUCCAACCCCCUGCAAAGCAAGACUCACAGCUAAAGAAUCUGUGACAGAUGACCAUUGAACCUCUGUUUUGCCAAACCAUAGUUAAAACAAGCUGCCGGUUCCUAAGCCUGCAACAAACGAUAGCGUCACAUCAUGGUUUGUUGGGCAGAAAACUAAGCAUGGGUAGUCUGCAAGGGCCGGGUCUAUAUGUUGAAGCAAACCAUAGUUUGGCUUGAACCAAAGCUAGCUUAGCUUUGUGUGUGAACCAGGGCCAUCAUGGAACCUCCGAAGCUGCCUCGCACCAGGGCAGAAUGCUUGCCUGCAUAGCUCCAUCUUGCCUAUUCUGCUUGGUAGUGGCACUCCAGACUCAGCGGAAAGAAGAGGUCUUCUAUUCGCUCCUUGUAAUGAGAGAUGCCAGGGAGUAAACCUGGGACAUUCUGCAUGAAAAGCCGGUAUGCUCUGAGCUCUGGGCCUCUCUCCAGAUCACGCCUCUCUUGCUGGCAACAUUGUCUCCUUGUUUCCUCUAGAAAGAAGCUCAGAUCAAGUUCCAUGUCCUGCUCACAUCCUAUGAGCUCAUCACUAUUGACCAGGCCAUUCUGGGAUCCAUUGAGUGGGCAUGCUUGGUGGUGGAUGAAGCCCACAGACUGAAGAACAACCAGUCCAAGGUAGGUGCACCUUUUCAGGGCAGGUUGGCAGAGUCUGGUGCAGGGGUUGAAUGGCAGAUGUUUCCCGAACUGCUGAUAGCCAAGGCAUGCUCCAUUCUGGACCCAAAACUGGAGGCACCACAUUGACUUUGUGCGAGAACAAGCUGGUUUGGGGAAUGUGUAAAGAGACACAAGGUUACCUGUCCCAAGAGGAGCCAACAAGAACACCGGUCUCCAAAUGAGGGAGAUCAUUGCUCUGGGGGUGCCUCCUAGAAUCAUAGAAAUGUAGAGUUGGAAGAGAUCCCAAGGAUCAUCUGCAAUUCAGGAGGCACAGCUAAAGAAUCUUUGAAGGAUGGUGAUCCAACCUCUGCUUUAAAGUCUCCAAGGAGGAGAGUCCACCACUUUCCAAGGGGGAAAGGAGGGUGAACGUGAUGGUGGGGCACCAGUUUCCAGAGCAGCCUCUUAAUCCUGCAUCCCAUCCCAUGGGUUGGGAGGGUCAGUAGUCAGUGGCUUCUCUUUGAAUGGAAAAUUAUGUGAUGGUUCGACUGCCCAGAUCCUUUGCCAUAAGCUCUCUGUCAACCCCUCACCUUUUCUCCAAAGUUUUUUAGGGUGCUCAACAGCUACAAAAUCGACUAUAAGCUGCUUCUGACUGGGACGCCUCUGCAGAACAACCUUGAGGAGCUCUUCCACUUGCUCAACUUCCUCACGCCAGAGAGGUUCAAGUGAGUAUUUAAGGACAUCAGAAGACACCUGCUGGAUCAGGCCAAUGGCCCAUCUAGUCCAGCAUCCUGUUCUCGCUGUUGCCAACCAGCUGACCCCAUGGGAAACCAGCAAGCAGGACUCAAGCACAAGAGCAACUCUCCCCUCCUGUGGUUUCCAGCAAUUGGUAUUCAGAAGCAUUGCUACCUCCAGCUGUGACAGCAGAGCAUAGCCAUUGUGGCUAGUAGCCAUCGGUAGCCUUUUCCUUCACAAAUUUGUCUAAUCCUCUUUUAAUUCCACCCAAUAUGGUGGCCGGCAUUGCCUCAUGUGGCAGUGAGUUCCAUAGUCUUAACUAUGCAUUGCGUGAAGGAGCACUUUUUAGAAAAUGUCCAGAAUCUUACAACAUUCAGCUUCGUUGGAUGUCUAUGAGUUGCUGUGUUAUGAGAGGAGAAAGACCACUUUCUCAAUGCCAUGCAUAAUUUUUUAUAAACUUCCAUCAUGUCGCCUCUUCCUCACUUUUUCUCUAAACUAAAAAAAAAUCCCAAAUGCUGCAAGUUAUGCCCUUCCUCACGUAACUUCCAAAACAGAUUUCCUCAAAUGUGUGCCCUCUAGCUAUUUUGGACUGCAACUCCCAUCAUCCCUAAGCUAGGGCUGAUGGAAAAUGUGUUCCAAAACAGCUGAAGGGCACCAUAUUGGGGAAAGCUGCUCUGUGGCAGACCAUUGAACAAACCGUAACUUGAGGCUGAAGCCACACCUUAUGCUUUGUUUGGGACUGUGGAUGUGCCUGUGGUUGGUUGGUGGUCUGCAUGAAGACUUUGGAGUGACUGGGCUUGGUGUAAAUCCUCGUCUUUCCCCUUUACCUGGCCAACCUUGCAGGGCUGCCUUCCUGCUGUAUUUAAGGCUCUGUUUACCAGAUGCCGCCUGCAGCUCUUGUUUUGGUGGCUCGCCCACGUGCCGGAGAGCAGCUCUUCUCAACCUGCGCUCAGGUAUGGCUGCCCAGAGCUCCAGCCUGGCCAGCUGGCAACAAGACCUUCUCCAGACGUUGCCUUGAAGCCACCCAAUGACACUGUACAAGAUGCAUCCUACAGGCAGAGCAGGUGGCAUCUGCUGCGCUGGAGCGCCAUGGCUACCUUUGCCAAGCCCUGGCUGCUCCAUAAUCCAUCCUCUGCUGUUCCACAGCAACCUGGAGGGCUUCCUGGAAGAGUUUGCAGACAUCUCCAAGGAGGACCAGAUCAAGAAACUACACGACCUUUUGGGACCUCACAUGCUCCGGAGGCUGAAGGCCGAUGUGUUUAAGAACAUGCCUGCCAAGACGGAGCUGAUUGUCAGGGUGGAGCUGAGCCAGAUGCAGAAGUGAGUUCUCCCCUUGCAAGACGUGCUGGGCCAGGCCACAGCACAGUGACUGAGCCCUAUGGCCCACAGCUUGGAAACUGGGGAGCAAGUGGGGUGUUUUUAUUUGCAGUGGUCCUGGUGGCCCAGAAGUUGUUUCAUCUGCAUGUAGACCCCCACCUUUACUGAUCCAUUACCAUAGUUAGAGAAAUGGUGGGUGUGUCUGUUAUUAUUAUUGGCAAUAUUAUCAUGCUCUUUAGCAGGAAAAAGCUCCCAUAUAAGUCCAUAGUGACUUCCACAACAGUCCUUGUUCUCAGACUUGUAGUGGAAAAGGGAAUGUGAGAAUACCUGCAAGUCCCCACCCUCCACAAAAAACACACACAUGAAACACAGACAGAAAACUCAUUCCACCCAUCCAUCAUUUAUUAUACAGUCACAGGCCCGUCAAAACAGAGUAGACUGUAUUGAGAUAUAUAUAUAUAUAUAUAUAUAUAUAUAUAUAUAUAUAUAUAUAUAUAUAUAUAUAUAUAUAUACAUACACACACACACACACACACACACACACACACACACACACCCCAUUAAAGCAUUCACUUAUGGCAAAUACAAUGUGAUACAAAGCAUAAAACACACACGUCUUUAAGAGACAGCAUGACACAAGCAUCAAGCAUGAUGCACGACCUGCAAUUAGAAUAAUAGUGUCAUCUUGUGAGAACUUUGAGCAGAGAAGAAAUUUGGAAAAAUGAGCAACACCCCCUCAAAAAGGAGGCAGUGGUGGUGGUGGUGAUCCCACGAGCUACAUUCACUAGUUUUCCCGAGGCCGAUGGUGCCAGCCUUUUACACAUAGGGCCUCCACUUUCUCUUUCUCCAUUGGAAGGCCAUUACAGAGACAGCCUGUUUGCUAUCAUUUUUCUUCCAGGAAGAGAGAGUGCUAGGGACUUGCUGUGUCCUUGUUUACUUACAAGUUGAGCAGAUGGGAAGCAGGGAGGCCCAUGUGCUCCCUCAAAGGCCACUGCCCUCCUGCUCUGUGGGGCUGCUUCUUAACAGCUGCUAGCCCCAAAACUCUUGUUCUCUUUUGUGUUUUUGCCCCCCCCUUUCACUCUUCCUGGCAGGAGAGUGUGACUUUCAUUCCAAGCUCCAGAAACAUAAGCAAAGCAUCACAACCCGUUGAGGAAGUCCUGGUAGCUUUGCAGAGGUAUACGAUUGAAAUGCUCAUAUCCUUCCCCCCUCCCCGUUCACUGCAGGAUAGUGUAUCUAGGAUCUCAGACAGAAUCAUAGAAUUGUAGACUUGGAAGGCACCCAGGUCUUUAUUUUGCUUGUGGCUGGGUGGGAUCUAGCAUGCCCCUUGUGAGUCAUGGAAAUGUUACAGCUUCCAUGGGAAGCCCAGAAGCCCCUUAACUAAGAUGCCCUUUCCCCACUUGUGUUCUCACAGGAAAUACUACAAGUUAAUCCUGACAAGGAACUUUGAGGCUCUGAAUUCGAAAGGUGGAGGCAACCAGGUGUCCCUGCUCAAUAUCAUGAUGGAUCUCAAGAAGUGUUGUAACCAUCCGUAUCUUUUCCCCGUGGCGGCUGUGGUAGGUCUGUUUCUAUUUUAUGCCUUCCCCCUCCCCACCUUUGCUCCAAACCGCAGCUCAGAUCAGUGCGCUGGGUGGACGGGCUUCCUAGGCAGUUGCCCAUCAUAGAGUUGGAAGGGACCUUGAGAGUCAUCAAGUCCAACCCCCUGCAAUGCAGGCAUCUCAGCUAAAGCAUCCAAGACAGAUGGCCAUCCAACCUCUUCUGAAAAACUCCGAGGAAGGAGAGUCACUCCAGAGGGGCUCCUCUGUAUGAAUCAGAGCUGGUGGUCACCAAUGUGACCUCUGUCUCUCUUCACCAUCUCAGUCGGGGGAGGUUCUGAACCUCUGGGUGGGGUCCGGGGUGAAUUGGACUUGGACAAAGAGUCUGAAGCUUACUCCAGCCAAGGCAGAGUUGCUUUUGGCCAAGAGGCCCAACAACCCAGUCUUAAGGGGUCUGCUUGCUCUGGAUAAGGUCACUCUCAUCAGGUUCACCAUUGGAGGUGGGGGAACUCCUUGACCCAACUUUACUCUUUCAUAAGAGCAUAAGAAGAGCCUGCUGGAUCAGACCAAUGGCCCAUCUAGUCCAGCAUCCUGUCCUCACAGUGGCCACCCAGACGGCACUCAGCAAGCAGGAUCCAAGAGCCCUUUCCCCUCCUGUGGCUUCCAGCAACUGGUAUUCAUUACUGCCUCCAACUGCAGAAGCAGGAUAUAUCCCAUAAACCUUUUAUUUUCUUUAUUCCAUUUGCUUAAGAACUCUAUGCGUCCAUUGCUCACAGUAUCUUAAGCCAGCAACCAACAAAAUGGGUUGUCUCCUGCUAAGUCCUACUCAGAGCAGACCCACUGAACUUAAUUGAACCCAGGUUAACCAUGCCCAUUAAAUUGCAUCUGUCUACUCUGAGUAGGACUGCUGUUAGAUGUAAACGGUGUGUUUAUCUGUUUAGUCAGCAUUAUAAACUAUUGUCAUUUGCGAAGUCGUUCCUGGGACAUUUUGGUGGGUCCUAACUACUGUGGAUUUUGGAUUUUUUUCUUGUGGACCUCUUAAGUUAUUCAGAACAUAAGGACAUAAGGAGAAACUGCUGGAUCAGGCCAGUGGCCCACCUAGUCCACCAUCCUGUUCUCACAGGGGUCAAGCAGUUACCCCAAGCUCACAAGCAGAACCCAAGCAUAAGAACCCUCUCCCCUUUUGUGGCUCCUAGCAAUUGGUAUUCAGAAGCGUGAUUGACUCAAGCGCAGAGAGUUGGCUUAGACUGAGCAAGACCACUGGUCCAUCCAAGACUGGGUGUGGCUUCAUCUCUCUGGAGACACUUCUUGCUCAAUCAGCUGCCUCCUAGCAGAGGUCAUGUGCUGUGCAGGAGCCGUUCCCUUGCAGGCCGGACUUAGCCAUUCCCCACUCACUUCCCUUUGCUCUUAGGAAGCCCCGGUAUUGCCAAACGGGUCUUACGACGGCAGCUCGCUGGUGAAGUCGUCUGGGAAGUUGAUGCUGCUGCAGAAGAUGCUCAAGAAGCUGAGGGAUGGUGGCCACCGGGUGCUCAUCUUCUCCCAGGUGUGAACAGGUCGAGCGGCAAAGGCUGCAUCCAUGCGGCCAUUUAUUCCAUUUCCCCAAAGAAACUGUUAAUUUGUGCAUCGUACUUGUUCUUCCGCAUGAUGUGAAAGCACUUCAGGAAAACUUUGGGAACGUGGGGCUUGUUUAGCGCUCAUUUUAGUGUUAUUUGAUUCCAGAAAGAAAAGGGGGAAAAACUUGUUUGACCAGGAAAAAUUGUAGGAGUAAAGUGAUAAAAGUUUGGGAGUGGUAUACCAGCAUGCAGUUACCUGUAUUUUUCGCUCUAUAAGGCGCACCAGACCAUGAGACGCACCUAGUUUUUGGAGGAGGAAAACAAGAAAAAAAAUAUUUUGAAUCUCAGAAACCAGAACAACAAGAGGGAUCGCUGUGCAGUGAAAGCAGCGAUCCCUUUUGCUGUUCUGGCUUCUGGGAUAGCUGCGCAGCCUGCAUUCGCUCCAUAAGACGCACACACAUUUCCCCUUACUUUUUAGGAGGGAAAAAGUGAGUCUUAUAGAGCAAAAAAUACGGUACCUUCCUGCUGUUUUCAUGGGGGAAUCCUGUGGCUGCCGUAGAGUGUCUUCUGUUUCUGAGUACUUUGGGCUUAAAGGGACCUUUAAUUGUUUCUUUUUAUUUCAGGUGGUGCACUCGCUCAUGGUCUGAUUAUUUUAUUUUAAUUUUUUAAUAGAUGACGAAGAUGCUUGAUUUGUUGGAAGAUUUCCUGGAAUAUGAGGGUUAUAAGUAUGAGAGGAUUGAUGGUGGCAUCACUGGAGGAUUGAGGCAGGAAGCCAUCGACAGGUUUAACGGUACUUCAGUUUCGGCUUUUCCGUGUUCAAGAUGCAGGCCUUGCUCCGGCCCGCAGGUGGCUGGUGGAGAGGCAGUGGUGGUGUAGUGGUUAGAGUGUUGGACGAGGACCUGGGAGACCAGGGUUCAAAUCCCCACUCAGCCUAGAACCUACCUCACAGGGUUGUUGUGGUGAUUAAAUGAGGAGGGGGGGGGACCAUGUAAGCCACUUUUCGCUCCAUGGAGGAAAAGAGGGGGGAUAUAAAUGAAAUGAAUGAAUGAAUGAAUGAAUGAAUGAAGGAAUGCUGUGGUGGUGCUGGGGAACCAGCUGGAGCUCAAAGCCACUGAAAGUUUGUAGGAUUUGAUGUCUUUCCAUUGCAAGAUACGUAGGAUGAAGUGGUUUCUUUGUUAUCCAAAUGGCCAAAACGGGUUGGGGACUCAUGUUAUUUAGCUUAAUUCUCAUGGACUAGCACAGUUUUCAUUUCAGCUUUCCAUUGGUUAAAGAGCUACCUCUCCUGCUGCGUUGGUUCCCUGGGGGCUCCCCCUGGCUGGCACAGUUUGAUUUACUUAUAUGCCCCUGGUCCCGCUGCAAUUCCUUCCUUUAGCUGCAGCCGGUUGGGAGCUGAACAGACUAGAUUGUCAGAUCAGAAGGAGGCGAGCUCAGAGCAGGGUCUUGUCUGCAGGCUUCUGGACCACUAGAGCUUUUCCUCGCUCUGUUUAUCUGCUUCUCACAGCAUGCUAGCCCUUCCUUUGUGGCCCACAACUUGAAAAUGAUGGACUUAAGCCAACACAAAAUGAAUUUGCUUCUACUGCUGAUGGAGCAGUUUAGCCAGCUCUGGUAGGGCUCUAUAAAUGCCCCAGAAAAGGGUGCUCAGGUUGUCUGUUUCUCUCCUGCCUGCUUCUGGAUCACCCCUCUUUGUUUGCCACUAACUGAUCUUGUCUUCUCCCCACCCCCCUUGCAGUCAGGGGCACCUGCUGUCCUUACUAACCCCGACACUUCUCUGUCUCCCUAUCCCUCUCGUCUCUCCCCACCCUCACCCCACAACUUUGUCGAUUUUGUCAUCCUCAGCACCCGGAGCUCAGCAAUUCUGUUUCCUGCUCUCCACCAGAGCCGGAGGUUUGGGCAUUAACCUUGCAACAGCCGACACAGUCAUAAUUUACGAUUCUGAUUGGAACCCCCACAAUGACAUUCAGGUUAAUUCCGUUGGUUCUCCCUUGCUGCCUUUGUAACCCCCAGAGUAAAAGGCACCCCGCUCACACCUGCCAUCUCCCAACCUCCCAUCCUCCUCUUAGCAUCCUUUGCCUCAUUCCCCACCCCCUACCAAUCUUGCUGGGGUCCCAAGAAAGCUCCCCCCAUCCCUGGCUCCAAAGCAAGUUGCUGGUGUUUCCUAGAAAUGCAUGCCUGUUUUUCUGACUUCGCUCCUCCUUCUCCUCUUGUAUAAAUCUUUCCUUCUCCCCCUCUCUGCCCACUGCCAUUUUCACAAGGAAAUGUUCUGCUGGCUGGUUUUUGUUUUUUUUGUUUUUUUGCUGUUUUUCCUUUGCUUCAGCAUUUGCUCCAGAUGUUCCUCAUUUUAUUGACGGCUGAAAAAUGAAGUUGCUGAAAUAAUUUAUCCAUUUGGGGUGUUCGCAUGACUAAGGCUGCAUUCACACAGCGGUCUACUCCAUUUCCCCUGUGUUUCCCUAACUGUUAAUUUCCACGUUAUAUUUGAGCUUUCAAGCACAAAGGCCCUCUCCCCUCCUUUGGCUUCCAGAAACCGGUGUUCAGAAGGAUUUCUGCCUCCAACCAUGGAGGUAGAACAUUGCCAUUGUGGCUAGGAGUCAUUAAUUGUCUUCUCCUCCAUGAAAGGCCCUCCAUGUUAUUCUGAAACAUCUCAUUGCUCAUCCAUCCAGGCCUUCAGCAGAGCCCACCGGAUUGGGCAGAAUAAGAAGGUGAUGAUCUACCGCUUUGUGACGAGGGCUUCCGUCGAGGAGCGCAUCACCCAAGUGGCCAAGAGGAAGAUGAUGCUGACACAUUUGGUGGUGCGCCCGGGCCUUGGCUCCAAGUCUGGCUCCAUGACGAAACAAGAGCUGGAUGACAUCCUGAAGUUUGGCACAGAGGAACUGUUCAAGGACGAUGUUGAGGGUGAGAUGGCUGUGCUUGAGGAUCCAUGCAUGAGUGGGGAAGGGUGGCAGCGAUGGGGGAACCAUGGAUGGAAUCUGGAACCUUCUGCAUGCCAAGUAGGUGCUCUGCAACUGAGUCACAGUCCCAUUCCAACAUAAUAAGCUGCCUUAUGCCUAGCCAGACCAUUGGUCCAGCUUGCUUAGUAUUGUCUGCACUGACUUACAGCAGCUGCCUAGUGUUGCAGAUGGGGGUCUUUUGCAGCUCUACAUGAUGUCCAGGACUGAGCCUGGGGCCAUCUGUGAAUUACUCUAUCUCUGUAUUUGAAGGGCCAAGGUUCUAGACACCUCACUUACUUGAAGGAUCAAAUUUAUAUACACAUCAUGCAGUUGAAGAUCCAGGAUCUAGAUACCUCAACAGUCAAUGGGCUCAGGUUCAAAACACCUCAACCAGUUGAUGGACAAUGGUUCUAGACACCACAGUCAGUUGGAUGAUCCAGGGUCUAGCUAGCUCAACCAGUCAAAGGGUUCUGGUUCUAGACACCUCAAACAGUUGAAGAACCAAGGUUCUAGACACCUCAGCCAAUUGAGCUGUACUUGGACUUAGUGGGCCCAAGUUGCAGUGAGAAUAAGUGGAGUGUUUGUUUGCUUGGCACAAACCUGUAACACUCACAUUUUUUCCUCGCUCCCAGGGAUGAUAUCUCAGGCCCAGAAAAUUGGCAUACCUGAGGCCAUGACCCCUUUCAUGGAGGCACCAACCUCCAAAGGUGGGACAGUGACUCCUGGCAUGAAGAAAAAACAUGGCCCUGCUCCACCAGGUACGUGAAGGACAGAAGGCACAAAGGCCACCAAUGCUGACAUUCCUUUUUUGCUCUGCAGUUUGUACGUGAGAAGCUAAGAUGAGUUGUCAAAUGGGGCCCUUCUUGUCCAGCCUCCUCUUCUCACUGUGGCCAACUAGACACCCCAAAGGGAAGCCAACCAGCAGAACUUGAGUGCCUACAGCUUCUGAAAGUGGGGGCAGAGCACAGCCCUUGAGACUAGUAGCUGUGGAUCGCCUUAUCCAACUUGAAUUUAUCUAACAUUCUUUUGAAGCCUCCCAAGUUGGGGGCCACCACUUUUUCUUGUGGGAGUGAGUUCCACAGUUUUAAUUAUGCACCGUGUGAAGAAGCAGUUUCUUCGGUCUGUCCUGAACCUCUCAAAGCUCAGGAUGGCUCCAUUAAGUUCUGAUGUCAAAUGAGGGAUAGAAGAAGUUCCCCCCACCCACUUUCUCCUGCACAUGAUCUUAUGCACCUUUUUGUUCUCACACCUUUCUUUUCUAAACUAAAAAGCCCCAGGCAUCGCAACCUUUUCACACAAUAGAGUUUGCCACAGUCCUCUGAUCAUGGGAACUCCUUCCUGCAGGAAAACUAAUGGCCACCAACCUAGAUGGCUUUAAAAGAGGCUUGGACAAAUUCAUAGAUGGGAAGGUUGUUAAUGGCUACCAGCUUCAACGGCUAAGCUCUGCCUCCAUGGUCGGAAGCAGUAAUGCUUCUGUUUGCCAGUCUCUGGAAGCCGCAGGAGGGGAGAGCACUGUUGCUUGUGGACUUCCUACUGGGGCAUCUGUUUGGCCACUGUGCUGGACCAGAUGCUGGACCAGAUGGGCCAUGGGCCUGAUCCAGUAGGCUCUCCUCACACGCGUAUGUUCUCCCUCCCAGGUGACAAUAAAGACGUUGAGGACAGCAGCGUGAUCCAUUAUGACGACGCAGCCAUCUCAAAGCUCCUGGACCGCAACCAAGAUGCCACUGACGACACGGAGCUGCAGAACAUGAACGAGUAUCUCAGCUCUUUUAAAGUGGCCCAGUAUGUUGUGAGAGAAGAGGAUGGUGUGGUAAUGCGUUCAGAGUCAUGGUUUACCUUCCUUUUCAAUAAGUUUGCUUAUUUCAGGGUGUUGCGUUUUUUAAAAACACACAAAGCAAAGUUGUGCAUGGCACACUAAAAUCUACACGUAGACACCCACCCACCCACCCAACUUUCUAAAAUGGUGCAAAUAAAACAUAUAAACAAAUCUUGCUGAACGCCUAAGGACAGUAAUACCCAUCUGCCAUUGGAAUCUGUUCAUCGGGGCACCAAAGAACACUCCGAGGGCAGAGAUUGGUGGUGGUUUGUGAUUCCGCCAUCUUGAAAAUCUUCAAAGCCCAAGCCAAACCCAUGUUUCUAGCCCUUAAGUGUUUACUCAUUUGUUUAUUUCACUGUGUUCAUGAAUCGCUUCCCAUGAAAUACUGUACCUCUGAGUGAUUUAGCAGUAAAGUCACAUCCAGGCAGCAAAGGUUGCCAUGUAACUGAAGUGCUGGAGCAGCUAGUUCAUUUAUUGUCCACCCUUCGCCGUAAGGUCCUAGUUACAACAUGAAAACACAAUGUGAAAAACAAUUAAGAACAACUUGCCGCCAUGAAAAGAAGGUGGGUCCUAAAAACAAACUCCUCAAGUGUCAAAAGCCAGGGUAAAGAGGUGCAACUUCAGCAUUGGCUGGAAGCUGUGCAAUGAAGGUGCCAGACACACCUCUGUGGGGAGGCAUUUCCACAGCUCAGGGGCCACCAUGGAGGAGGCCCUCUUGUGGUCCACCCCCUUCUGAAGAGGAGCUACCAAGAGGGCCCCCUCUGCUAAUCACAGCACCAGUGAGGGUGUGUAGGGAAGAAGGUGGUCUUUCAGGUAUUUGGGUCUUGAGUUAUGUAGGGCUUUUAACAUCAAUGUGAGCACCUUGAAUUGGGCUGGGAAAUAACCGGCAGCCGGUGUGGCUGUUUUAAAGCAGGUUAUAUGUGAUCUAAAUGGAACCCCGGCCAGUAGUAAUCUGGCUGCUGCAUUUUGGAGCACCUGAAGUUUCCAAGUAGUCUUCAAGGGCAGCCCCACGUAGAGUGCAUUGCAGUAAUCCAGUUUGGAAGCUUCUUUCUUUCUUUCUUUCUUUCUUUCUUUCUUUCUUUCUUUGACUACAGCCCUGCCAUCAUGCCCCAUGCGAGUUUGUCCUUUAGGGAAUGGUUACUGCCAUCUCUCAAAGCUGUGGUUUGAGAGCUGUCCCCUUCUCCCCUCUUCCACUUGUAGGAGGAGGUUGAGCGUGAGAUCAUCAAGCAGGAGGAGAACGUGGAUCCCGACUACUGGGAGAAGCUCCUGAGGCACCACUAUGAACAGCAGCAGGAGGAUCUGGCCCGUAACCUCGGGAAAGGGAAGAGAGUCCGGAAGCAGGUCAACUACAACGACGCCUCGCAGGAGGACCAAGGUGAGGCUGUUGUGGUCUAGGGGUGGCAAACCUGCAGACCUCUGGCUGCUGUUGGACUCCAUUGCCCAUCAGCCCAUGGCCAGUGGCUAGAAAUGGAUGAUGGCAAUUGUAGUCCAGGAACUUCUCUCAAACAUAUGCACUCAUCCUAUCCAGUAACUUGAAAACUAGUUAUUCGCGGACAAUCUUUCCAGGGGUGUCCCCACGUUACACUGUACAUGGGUGCAAGAUACCUGUAAAGGGGUUCAGCUACUCGUGAGAAAGAGCCUACACAUGUUUGAACUCGACAUGUGCAGCUGCCCCCUGAAAGAAGAUGUAUUUUGCUCGUACAGUGACCCUCUGUGCAUUCUCUCCAUGGGGCUGUGAUCCUGACCAGUUUUCUUCUGUGUGGUUUAGCUGUGAUUCCUUCAUGGCAAGGAUUGGACUAGAUGGCUCUUUGGUUUCCUUCCAACUCUACGAUUCUCUGAUUCUAAGUGAGCAUUCAGGGGAAAGGAUGGGAGAAGCUUUCAUCUGUCCUUUGAGAGUUUCCUUGCUGCUCACAUUUUUAAUGUAAGGGUGACCAACCUGGUGCCCUCCAGAUAUUCUGACUACAACAACUCCCCUCAGCCGCAGUUGGCAUGGCCUGUAUCCAGGGAGGAUGCAAGUUUUGAAGUCCAAAGCAUUUGGAGGUCACCGUGUUGACUACCCCAAUUUAAUAAGUUCCAGAUAUUUUUUAAUGCUGCCAAUCAACCCCAAUGUUCUCUGUGCUGCUGGGUACAUUUUGAAAAGGGGGGGGGAGGGGAGGAAUGGCAUAAAAUACAACUUGGAUGUAAAAUCAGAACUAAAUUUAAAAGAAAUCAGAAUCAAAGCCAAGUUGAAAUCAGCAGACAAUGAUGCUUUUGAUUUACCAAGUGGGGUGCCUAACCUGUGAGAUCCCUCCAGCUGAAGCCCAAUGGCAAAUCCCAACACAGUACAAUUGCAUCUUGCACAAGGCUUACAUUCUGGGAUGUCGCGUAUACCCAAACUGGCCCCUUGGAAAAGCCCCUGAGUGACCAUCGACUUACCCAGUGCACCAAAAAAACAUAUUAAAUGUUACACGUACAUAUGGAACGUUUGCAACCAUCAGUCAAGAGAAUUAACUGGCCCCUAUUUAUGGGUGCAUUGAUUUAUUUGCAAAAAUGCUUUAAUGUAAUGUAAAGCUAUUUCUGUGAAAACAAUUUUAAAAAACCCCAACAGUAUUCAACCACUUUUCCUAAAAGCAAGUGUAAAAAUCAAAGAAGAAUAUGCAGCUGCAAGCCAUAAAUAAAGCUGGCGUGUGCAGAGAACAAAAGAAAUCAAGAACAAAAAGUCCAGGAAAGUAGAAAUCCAUGGGUAAACAUGUAUGUUUUUCAUCUGCCUAACAAAUUACUUGGGGGGGGUGGGCAUUCCCGAAGGUGUUUGCUGCCCACUAGAACGGCCCACUGCCACGUUGUCACCAAGUGACAAUCUGCUGAUCAUUGCAGUGAGCAGCAGGGUCUUCUUGAAAGUUCAGCUUGGACUGUGUUUGGGGAGGUGACCUGCUAGGUAUCCCCCCCCCAAAUUGUUUAAGUACCUUUUAAAUGUCAACAACCAAAUCUUGACCUUGGCGGGCUUAACCUUUGCCUCUUGUGUUGUUGUUGUUUAAAUAUCCGUUGUGAGGAGAUGAUUAUUAUGAUGCUUCAAACGUUCACGAAUGUGAGUUUGCGCUUGCGGCCCAAAGUGGCAGAGUCCUUGCAGCCCCUUGAGGACUCUGCCACUUUAGCCUCCUGCUGCGCCCAGCCUCGAGCCUCCUAGCAUCGGACCCCUUGCUUCUCCCUCUUGAGACCCCUCCCUCUCCUCUGCCGGCAGAGUGGCAGGACGAGCUAUCCGACAAUCAGUCUGAGUACUCCAUCGGCUCUGAAGAUGAGGACGAAGACUUUGAGGAGCGGCCCGAAGGUCAGAGUGAGUCAGACCUUUGUUACUUCGACGACACCCUGUCCCUUUCUUUGUCUGUGCUGACAUCAGCCAGGCAUGUUCCAGCAACUGCUCUUGGGCCCUUAGAGGCUGAUCCUGGCAGAAGUGGGAGCAAAGUGGAUGGACAGCAGACAUUUGCUCAGGCAUCCUCGGAAUCCACUGUGGGUGUUGGAGCAAGGCAGAACAGGGUGCAAAGGAAAAGGGGGGUCCUAAUUCCUUUGCACAGUUACCCCUGGUUGACCCUGCAGACCUGGAACUCAUCUUUAAAGUCCAGCCUGCAAUCUUCCUUGUCAUUUCUCUCCCCCUGGCCCCCCCAAUCUUUGCUCAGACCAGUGGCUCCCAAAUUUUUUUUUGUCCUCCUCCCCCUUUGUUGCAUAAACCCAUUCCCAUUGCCCCCUAUAAAAAGCAUGAUUCCGAACAGCAGUUUGCACGACCCAGCAUGGAAGAGAAGAACACGGUAAAAUUCAAAACAGUCACAAUUAAUUGCACGUCUAUUCAAAAUCCAAUUAAAAGUAUUAAUUGGAAAAGAUUUAUGCUUGAUGUUGUCUCUGGUAAUUUCUCUCACUUACAGCAUGGAUGCUGGGUGGAUGUUCUGUAUUAUUUCAUUAAUACUAUUGCUACAAAAUUGCUGAACUUGAUCUAGCGACACCAUUCUGAUAGUCACUUGCACCUCCAGCACCUCCCUGUCACCCCCUUGCCUCUUAGUGCCCCCCCGGAACUCCCCCCCACCUCGCAGGUGGUACCACCCACUUUGGGAACCACUGGUUUAGACCACCCUUCCAUAAGCUGAUGGCCUCCAGAUGUUUUGGACUACAACUUUCAUCAUCCCCAGUCAUCACAGCCAUUUUGGACCACAGCUCCUAUCAGCCUCAGCCAGCAAGGUCAUUUCAGACUACAACUCCCAUCAGUCCCAGAAGGAGCAGCUGUUCUGCCUGGGGCUGAUGGGAUUUGUGGUCCAAAAGAUCUGGAGGCACCAGCUUUGGGGAAAGGCUGACCUGGUCUGACCCCGUGGAAAGGAGGAGAAAGUUCCUUCCAUUUUGGCAGUUCUGUACAAGAAAGGCUUUGCUGACGUUGUCUCUCCUAGAUCAUUACUGUAGGAUCUCUGCCUAUCUUGCACACACUUUCUCUGUUUAAAGUACCUUUCUCUCCCAUCUUCAUAAAGAGAACACCAUCCUAAAAAACAAAGAAAGUGAGCUUCAUUCUUGGCUGAGUGGGAAUUUCAACCCUGGCCUCUCCAAGAUUUUAGUCCUCAUUUAACCCCCACAACAACCCUGUGAGGUAGUUCAACCCAAGAUCACCCAGCGAGCUUCAUCGUGGCCAAAUGCUCUCCCAGGUCCAGUCUAACACCCUACCCAAUAAAACAUCAUCAUAGCCUCUCAGCCCUCCUGGCUCACAGCUGAAGACGCUCUGAGAGUCAGCGAACAAAGCCUAACCUGGAAGCCCUGCCCUAUAUUCUGGGCUGAGUCCUUGCAGCGAUGCUUUCGGAAUGCAGGGAUGCUCUGCUGUGGUGUGUGCAGCAUUCAAGUCUUCAUUUUUGGUCCUCGGUGGAUCCCAGUUCACAUCGCUUAGCUUAGCGUAGAACCAUGCAUUAUUAUAUUUUUAAGUGCCCUAGAAUGUCUAGAGCACCGCCUCCCUCCACAGGGCAUUUUCGAGGCUGCAGCUUUCUCCUAGGAUCUCAGCUUAUUGACACGGGAUCUCUCUGACGCUCUCUAGGUGGCCGGCGGCAGUCCCGAAGGCAGCUGAAGAGUGACAGGGACAAGCCCCUCCCACCGUUAUUGGCGAGAGUCGGUGGGAACAUUGAGGUACGUCUUGGACAAUGCUGUUCAUGGCGAUGGCCCGGUGGACAGAGCUGUUGGCUAGUGGAGCGGACUCUCUAGAGAGGUGAUGGACCCUCUUUCAUUGGAGAUUUCCAGACUUUAGAUGUCCAUCUGCCAGGGAUUCUGUAGCUGUGAUUUCUGCAUUUCGGGUGUGUGUGUGCUAGAUGACCCCUGGGGUUCCUUUUCCAGCCCUACAAUCCCAUGCUGCUUUGCCUCUUUGUCCUAGGCAUCUGAGAAUGCCAUCUUUCCCCAUAUCCUCCUUCCUCUCCACCCUUCCCUGCCUCUCUUUGCAGGUUUUGGGUUUCAACGCCCGCCAGCGGAAAGCAUUCUUGAACGCCAUCAUGCGCUGGGGGAUGCCCCCUCAGGACGCCUUCAACUCCCACUGGCUGGUGCGGGACCUCCGGGGGAAAAGCGAGAAGGAGUUCAGGUACUGGGUGUCAGGGAAUGGUCUGAAGGCAAGGACUAGGGAGUGCAUUCUACAGCAGACCAGCUUCCCUCUGAUGGAGAGCUGGCAGGGGAAGAAUCGCAGAGAAGAGAGAGAGGCAGAAGCUGAACAGCUUAGUGGGGAGUUACCCAGUUAUGAGAUAAUGACGACAGAACCAGAAGGGAGGGGGCAGCUAGUUGACACGUCACUUGAGAGCGUGGAGGAUUCCCCCUCCCCUCGGACUCAGAGGUCUGAGGGGGAAAAUGCUGCGGAAACCGGAAAGCUGAUUAGACUAGGCAACUGCCCUCCUUGCGGAGAGCUGUGUAUUUGUGCUUGCAACAUGAUGCUGUAAUAAAAGGACUAUAAAUCUAUCAACUGCUUGUUAAUUCUUAUCUGUGAAGUUGCAAAGGGAGGGGAGGACUCUCCACGCCUGGCACUGGGGGUGCCCCACGACCCUUCUCUCUUCCUGCCCUUGAGACCUGUUUUGGAGUAGUCACUGGGAGCCAUGGCAGAGAAUGGAUGGACUUCUGUGGAGUGGAUUUCCCAUGCACUUUGCUUGAUUCCAGCCUUUUCUAGACCAAAGCAGACUUGUGGGAUCUCCUUUGUGCUUUUGCUAGGAUUCCAGGAUCCACCACCUGGAACUCUGGGUAGAAGACACGGGGUGUUGGUUUGAUUACUGGAUCUAAGCUGAGUCUUUCCACACAGAGAUCUAUCCCUGCGUAGCUCAAGCUGUCUAAUUUAUGGAUUGGGGCAGUUGCAUCUAUUUUGACUUAAGACAAUGGAAGCCAUUUGCCCUGGCGUCUCCCUCCCUCCUGUUUGUUUCCUCCCCAGGGCCUACGUCUCCCUGUUCAUGAGGCACUUGUGCGAACCUGGGGCAGAUGGGGCGGAGACCUUCGCUGACGGCGUCCCCCGUGAAGGGUUGUCCCGGCAGCAUGUGCUGACCCGAAUUGGCGUGAUGUCGCUAGUAAGGAAGAAGGUGGGUCAACUCUUACCUUGAAUUAUUUCCUGCUAGGCUUGCUCCCGAGAACUCAGUGAGCUGAUGGAAAAGUCAUUGUAAGACUGUUUAUAUGGCUUUAGUUGGGUCCAAGGUGACUUCUACAUGUUACCCAAUGUUGCUUUCAUAGCUGAUGGGAAUUGUGGCCCCAAAUGUCUGUAGGGCACCAGGUUGCAAAAAGUGAGAUUAAGUUAACUGAUGUAGCACUGCAGGAAUGGUUUUCACCUUCUGUUUAAUCAGCAAGGUGUUUUGCUCUUUCCUGUUUUAGGGGUUGUUGUUUUUUUGGGGGAGUUAGUGUGAAAUGACCUUCAUUUUUGUGUUUGAGUUCUGAGUCAUCAUUGCUCUGAUGAUGACAUCAUUAACCUGAAUAUAAUUGCCUGGAUAAUGGCAUCAUUAACCUGAAUAUCACUGCCUGUAUGAUGACAUCAUCAACCUAAAUUAGGGCUGCCAUACGUCCAGGAUAUGUCAACAACUUUGCCCCACCCCCCAAAAAAGAAAGAAAGUUCAACAACCUCACUGUCCAGAUUUUCACAUUUUGAAAUAUGGCAACCUUAACCUAAAUAUCAUUGUCUGGGUGAUGAUGUCAUUAACCUGAAUAUCAUUUCAUUUUAUUCACAACCUUUUGUUUCUGAAGCUGCUUCUUAUACCCUGUAAGAAACGGUGUUCUUUAAACUUUAAGAAAUAAAUGGAUUCUCUCUCUGUGGGGGGGUCUAACCCUAUGUUCCUUGCACCUUCUCUCCCCCUACCCUGCCCAUUCCUUGAUCCAGGUUCAAGAGUUCGAACCUGUCAAUGGGAAAUACAGCACUCCUGACCUCAUCCCGGAAGGCCUGGAGAGCAAAAAGGGAGGGGAGGUUCUCUCUUCGGACCCAAACACGCCUGUCCCAGCCAGCCCAGCUCAUGGGCAGGUGGGGCCCACGUUGCAACCAGGUAUGGCUGAAACAUCCCCACCUGGAACCCUGGAAAGCCACUGCCAACCCAUGUGUAGAAAAGACUGGGCUAGACUCAACAUCAGGCAGCUGCUGGAUUGAUAUACAGUGGUACCUCGGGUUACAUACGCUUCAGGUUACAGACUCCGCUAAUCCAGAAAUAGUACCUUGGGGUAAGAAUUUUGCUGCAGGAUGAGAACAGAAAUCGUGCUCCGGCGGUGCGGCAGCAGCAGGAGGCCCCAUUAGCUAAAGUGGUGCUUCAGGUUAAGAACAGUUUCAGGUUAAGAACGGAUCUCCGGAACGAAUUAAGUACUUAACCCGAGGUACCACUGUAAUGCAAAUCGGGGGGUGGGGAAACUUUGAUCCUCCAGAUGCUACUGAACUACAAUUAGGGUUGUAAAAACCAGUACAACCCGAAAGUUGUUGAACUUUUCUUUCAGGUUUUUUUUUAAGACAAACCCCAAAGUUGUUGAGUGAUUUUUCAAUUGACUUGCCUAAGAUCCAGGAUGUCAAUUUCACCUUUGGAAUCCCAGUAAUGUCCGGGAAAAUCCAGGCAUAUAGCAGCCCUGCUACAAUGCCUAUCACCCUUGGCCAUUGGCCAUGCUCGCAGGGGCUGAUGGGAGAUGAAGUCUAGCACAACCUGGAGGGCCACUCCUGAUACAACGAUGGCUAAUGGCUGUAGAAACAGAACCACCAGCCUUAAUAAUUUCCAUGCAAGAGCCUAGAAAGCGAUUUUUUGUGUGCAGGAUUUUGCCAAGCUGCCUGUAUUUCAUUUCAUCUUGUUUCAGACAAAGUGGAUCCACAGCCAGGGAUCCCCCAGGAAAAAGAUCCUUUGGAGCAGAGGGCAAAAAAGCCACGGGAGAGCCAGGUAAGGGCAUAUCCCUUGAGCUAGGAGGGGCAUCCUUGGGGCACAGAUGGGGGACUUGGUGUUGCAAGUGGGACAUUGAGAUGUUGCAGAUGGGUUGUUGGCAGCAGGUUAGUUAAAAUAAUAAUAAUAUUGAAUUUCACCCAGAAAGGGAUAACCCAGAGUAAACUGGGAAAAUAUAUGGGUUGGCAUCAAGAAAAUACUACUAAUAAUAACAAAGAAGAAAACAGAAGGGUAGAAAGAGCAGUGGGGCUGAUCCACUAGGGCGAAUAGGGCACUGACCCACAGACCGCAGUCUACCUUUCAACAGCCCCCAUCAGGAUUAGACAAAUUCAUAUUGGAAAGAGCCUGAGGUGAUGGAAACUCUGCUUUAUGUUAAGGUGCCGGUGAACAGAGAGAAAACGGAGAAGGACGAGAAGGAGGAAAUUGUGGUGGGACAAGCAAAACCGGGCGAAGAGAGCAUUGAAGAGGGCGAGAGGGCAGAGCCUGUCCCCGAGCAGCCAGCAAAAGGUGUGGGGCUGAUGAGAUGCCGUGGGGAGGUGACAGUGCAAGAGCAAUGGGUUUUGGGGGUUGACCGGUGCCUCAGAAUGACCCAUCAAACCGGACCCUGCUCUAGUUCACUUGAUGUUAUUUUGUACCUGGAAUAGUGAGCCAGUGUGAGGAACAUUCAAAGCAAAUAUUUAUUGUCAAUGACCAGCACUAAGAAAGAAAGCACGUAGAAUUAUCUAAAUGUGAAUAAUAGGGUGCAAUAAAAAGUAGUGUAAAUAAAGCUGCCUCGCAUCAUAGUGUGCACAUCCAUAGGAUGAGGGGCUAUAUUAUAUGACCACACAGCACAUAGCUAAUCUAUGGAACUCACUUCCACUGGAGGCAGUGAUGGCCAACAACUUGCAUGGUUUUAAAAGCGGAAGAUGAGGCUAUUAUUAUAUUUGGGACGAGACAGUAAGGCCCCAAAGAGGGCCAUAUUAUCCCCACUGCCCCAGGUGCCCAUUCCUGAUGCAAAGCUGCAUUCAUCUCCUUGUUGGCUGAUGCGAGGCUUUGCUUCCUUCCCCUCCUCCCUGCCUACCCCCCACCCUGCCCAGCUCCUGCAGAUGAGGCCUCCCAGGAGAAUGAAAAGCCAGCCGCAAAGUCGGAAUCAAACGCCAGCCCUUGUAAAGGAAGCAGUAAAGAACCCAAGUCAGGUAAGAAGCCCCCUCUUCAGCUUUUACCCAGCUCAGCAUGCACAGUCAUAAGCAAAUGUAACUUUUCCUUUGUUUCUCAUAUCAAGGGUCAAAAGGGCUGUGUCCUGUGGCUGUCCCUUUGGCCGCUACUGCAGAUCCUGCUUGGGCUCCUCCCCACCAGCUUCUUGAGGGCCAGGAACUUGCUCAAUUUCCUCCAAAAUCAACAACAACAACAUAUUAUUUAUACCCCAUGCAUCUGCCUCGGCUUCCCCAGCCACUCUGGGUGGCUUCCAACAAAAUAUUAAAAUACAGUAAUGCAUCAAACAUUAAAAGCUUCCCUAAACAGGGCUGCCUUCAGAUGCUUUCUAAAAGUCUGGUAGCUGUUGUUCUCUUUGACAUCUGGUGGGAGGGCAUUCCACAGGGCGGGUGCCACUACCGAGAAGGCCCUCUGCCUGGUUCCCUGUAAUUUGGCUUCUAGCAGCGAGGGAACCGCCAGAAUGCCCUCAGCGCUGGACCUCAGUGUCCGGGUAGAAUGAUGGGCGUUGAGACGCUCCUUCAGAUAUACUGGACCAAGAAAUCCUUGAUUUUUCAGGAUCGAUUUGCUUUCUGUCCUGCGCAAGUGUUCUGAAAGGUUUCUUAAAUACCCCACUGUUACAACUGCAAUGUGGGCAGACAGAGGUCCCUGCUGCACUUGGGGCCCCUAGAUGAGGUUUGCCAGGAUAAAAGUCAGGGCAUCUUCUUCCAGCUGGGCAUGGCUUGAAUGCCAAGCUCACUCUGGAGCAUAGAAGGCACCUUUUAGGGGCCGUGAGGGCUUCAGUCCCCACUAUAAAAUAUUUGAGGGAGAUGGGCGAAUGGUGUGUGUGUGCACUGUGUCAUGUGAUCGAUUAUGUGAGGUGGGACUCACCUGGGCCCCUACAAUGUUUUAUUCAACUUGGCACCCCUGCUCUGGAGAACCUGCUCCAUCACACACUUGAAGGCUGCCAGCUUGGAUGGCUUUUGAAGAGGGUUGGUCAAAUUCAUCGGGGAGAAGAAGGCAAUCAAUGGGAACCAGCCAUCAUGGCUAUGCUGUGCCUCCAGUGUCAGAGGAUGUUUCUGAAUCUCAGUUGCUGGAAACCACAGUGUGGGGAAGGAGGGGGCUCUUGUGCUCAGCUGCUGCUUGUGGUUUCCAUUCAUGGGCAUCUGGUUGGCUACUGUUCUCCGCCCCCAGCAAUUAAUGAGUCACUUUUGAUUAGCAAUGAGGGAUUACCCUGCAGAGAGCCAGUGCUAGGACAGGCAGACUUGAUGGAUUCCAUCCACUUUACUCGGGAUAUUAUUAAUUUAGCAGCAACUAGCCAUCGUUAUAUAGAACCCCUGCAUGACUCUGGUCUCCCUAAAGAUUUCAUUUGGUCUGCAUUGUUAAGCAAUCCCCCUCCAAUUCACCCUCUUUUUAUGCUUUUCUUUAUUGAAAAAUAAAACAUACAUAACGACAAGUGUGCAGAGUAAGACAGAGGAAGAGGAGGAGGAAGAAGAAGAAGAGUACCCAUGUAGAAAACAAAACAGAACAAAAAAAAGUUAUUGUAAUUAACCGGACCUUAACCUAAUACAGCAUUUAUAAAAAUGAAUUCCCCCUGGUUGUCACUGUGAGAAUGGGGUGCUGGACAGGAUGGGCCAUUGGCAUGACCUAUCAGGUCCUUAGUAUGUUCUUAUGUUUGUGUUCUUGUGAUGGGGUUCUCCUGUGUUUUGCUAAGCAGAUGAUGCCAAGGCAGAAGAAAAGGAGCUGUCAGAGGCUCAGCAGAAUGGAGAAAAGGAGGAGGAGGAGGAUGGGAAGAAGGAUGACAAGAGUGGGAUCCGAUUCAUGUUCAACAUCGCUGAUGGGGGCUUCACAGGUACACGCGAGCAGGCCCCAACCUCCUGGAAAGCCAGCCUCCCCCUGUGAGAUCCUGGUGGCUCAAGCUCCGUUCCUUCAUUGGUUAAGACUGGAGGCAUGCUUCAUUGUUACCAUCUCAGCCCCAUAUUUUUGGUUGGAGGUUGGGAAGCUCAGAGCAGUGACUUAUACAGAGACACAGCGAGCAGCGCUCUCCUCAGAAGGAGAGGGCAAUUCUGAUCCAGUCGCAUAUGAUGCAUUACCUUCCCCAAGCAGAGGCUGAGAGGAAGGAUGCAAAGCUAGGGCAGCAAGCUGGGCAGAGACACAGCAGGCAACCUCCUCUGAGGGCAGAUAAUUCUGCCGUGCCCUGCACAGGGAGUGACUGAUGCAGAGACAUGGCAGAAUUGCUUGCCCUCUAACUGGGAGGAGGAGGGAAGGACAGAGCAGUGCGUUAUGCAGAGAUGCGACAGGCAACAUCCUCUAAGUGUACAUAAUUCUGCUAUGCAUUGGGAAUUGUGCAUUUCAAACUACUGAUUUUUACUGUUUGGGAUUUGUUGUCUUAGACUGUACACCCUGUGGGGUAGAUUUUCUUAUUUCAAUUGCGUACAGAGCUGUGUACAUUGAUGGCGCUAUAUAAAUAACUGUUCAGUAUUAAUAUCAAUAAUAUUGGUAAUAAAAAUAGUAAUAAUAAUGCUGAUGAUGAAUUCACACAGAGCCAUAACACAGGAUCAGAGGUAAGGCAGAGCCCUGGCAACCCGCAUAGAAAUGUAGGGAAGGGACCCUUAAGGCCCAUCUAGCCCAACCCCCAUGCAAUGCGGGAACCGCAAGAAUUUCUUGGCUUGGUUGCCUGGACUCCUGGGCAGCCUGCUGUCACUGGGCUCCCUGUGGAGUUAAUAACAGCGGCCUCCCUUCGAGAGUUUGUGCAAGGCUUCCUACCCACAAGGGCUGUGGAAAUGUCAAGCAUUAUUAAGCCUCCUCUUGACAUUCCAGUCCGCAGCUGGUGUGGCGCCUGAAACGCAGCAUCUCUCCGCUCUCGCUUUACAGAACUGCACACGCUGUGGCAGAACGAGGAGAGGGCGGCUGUCUCCUCGGGGAAGAUUUAUGACAUCUGGCACCGGAGGCACGAUUACUGGCUCCUGGCAGGAAUCGUCACGUAUCCUUGGCGUGGUUAUGGGAAGUCGGGGGUGGAUGCGGCAGUGGUUUCCUUCAGCUGCCUCCUGCCGAGUCAGACCAUUGCUCCAUCUUUCUCAGUAUUGCCUACACUGACUGGCAGCAACAGCUCUCCAGGGUUUUAUCAGCAAUGUCUAGGCAACACGAUGACCAUGUACAUACCCAAUAGACAAUCUUUAUAGAAUUUCUUCAAACCAUAACAAGUACUUUAGAUUCAAAGUCUCUGAAAAUCUUUAUAUGAAGCGAGGAACCGGACUUCGUAAGAUGAAAGACAAGCUGUGAAGCUUUUUAUUUUCAGUUUAUGAAGCAAUUCUAUAUCCUCCCACCAAGCUGACGAAGAAUUCUAUGAAACAGUAGUCAAUAUCCAGAAUCACUGUUCAGUGCUGGACAUCAUAUUUGCCAAAUACACAAAGCUUCACAGUUUGUCUUUCAUCGUAUGAAGUCUGGUACCUCACUUCAUUUAAAGAUUUUCAGAGACUUUGAACCUAAAGAUUUCAUUUUGUACUUGUUAUGGUUUGAAGGAAUUCUAUAAAGAUUGUCUAUUGCGUAUGUACAUGGUCAUCGUGUUGCCUAGACAUUGCCGACGUUCUCUUUGCAACACAGGGGUUUGUUUGGUUACUUAUUGCUCUCCAGGGUUUCAGGCAGAGGUCACUCCUAGCCCUACCUGGAGGCGCUGUCGGGAAUCGAACCUGGAACCUUCUGUAUGUGACGCAGAUGCUCUAUCCCACUGAGCUACGGCCCUUCCCUGUUCCUGGCCCAUGUCCAUUUUGCACAUAUAAGUUGGUCCCACCCUGUUUCUGCAUUAAUGUGGGCUUAUUAUUAUGUUUUGUUUUAAAAAUGCACACAGAUUCAUACUCAGAUCUCUAUUUUAUCUUGUGUGCACAUUUCCAAAGGUACUUAAUCCUGAAAUGUGCAUUUUGGUAUGUUUCUUGAGCUGAGGGCUCAAAACAGAGAGAAGUGUGAAAUCCAAAGGGCAGUUCACACGCUUAUUCGGCCAAGCUGCAUACACAGAGAUAUAAUAACCUAGGCAGCUGCCCAAUCUGAGUCAGACCAUUGGUCCAUCUGGCUCAAUGUUGUCUACUCUGACAGGAAGGGUCCUACGCAGCCCUACCAGGAGAUGGCACUGGGGACUGAGCCAGAUGGGCAGCAUACAAAUCCUUAUUAUUACUGGAUUUUGUGAUGAAAACAAAUGCAUACCAAAAAAGCAUAUAACAGGGGCAAGUUCAUGCAGAACCACAGUUUUUUCCUCAGCAGAUCUGGCCCUGUUAUAGCUGCCACAUAAUACCCAUUCCAUAUUUGUAAGAAAUCAAUCCUUUAGUGCAGUGGCACCUACACUUUGGAACCCCCUGCCUAUUGAGAUCAGGCGGACACCUUCACUCUAUUCUUUUCGGUGCCUGCUAAAAUCAUUUUUGUUUUAGGCAAGUCUGCCUUGAGGUUUAGAAAGGUGAUGCAAGUUUUAAUCUGUUUUCAUUAGUCUAUUGUUAUUGUAACUUUUUUUAAAAAAUGAAAUUAUUGUUGUUAAAAAAUUUUAGUGGUCAUUUUAUUGCUUUAUCUUUUUGGUAAACUGCCCUGACGUGGUUUUUUUUUUACAAUCAAUUUAUUUGAAAUAAAUGAAAUAUCAGUGAACAUGCAAAAACGCAUUCCGUUAGGAGGAAUGUUCAUGAAGAUUCUCUGGGAUAAUCUUCUGUGACAAUUGCCCAAGCUGAAGUGGAAAUGGGGCAAACCAAAUUUAAGACUGGGAAAAGACGUCUUUCUUUUCGUUGGCUGUUCCCAGACUCUGAAACUGUCUUCCUAAAGAAGCCAGACUGGCUCCCACCUUGCUGUCCUUCUGUUAACAGGUGAAGACUUUCUUUUUCCAACAGGCUUUUGGGAACUGACUACUUUUAAGGAAAGGGAUGAUACUGUGAUGUUUUUAUUGUUAUUAUCUGUAGCUGUAUUAAUGUUUGAUUGUUUCUUUAAAUUACCCCUCCCUGUUUCUAUGUUAUCUGUAAUCCACCUUGAGUCUCUGUCAGGGAAAAAGGCAGGAAUGAAUGAAUGAGUGAGUGAAUGAAUGGAGAUGUUUCAGAUGCCAGAUGGUUCUGUUGUUCCCUUAAUGCUUCUCCCCUGCUGCCUAAGUCACGGCUACGCGCGCUGGCAAGACAUCCAGAACGACCCGCAUUAUGUAAUCCUGAACGAGCCCUUCAAGUCGGAGAUCCACAAGGGUAACUACUUGGAGAUGAAGAACAAGUUCCUGGCACGGCGGUUCAAGGUGGGUUUCCAGAAAUACCCGUUUGAGAGCGACCACGUUUGCAGAGGAUAAAACCUAUCACCAGGUCUCAGCCGCAGUAUCAAAGACGAGCUUCCACGGACAGAGGCAGUGUACCUUUCAGGGUGGACUGAUGUAAACUAGGAGCGGGGAGCAUUUGUAGCCCUGCAAAUGUUGCUGGACUCCCAACUCCCAUCAGCCCUGGCCAGAAUGAUUCAAUUGAGGAUGUAACACAGCCUGAAGGGUCCCCAGAUGUCCUCGCUCCUGGUGCAAACAGACACAAUUUAAAUGGAUGUUUUAAAUCUCUGCAGGCUGUCUUGAUGUGCCCCCCCAUCCGCAUCCCCCUGUGUAAUGGGAUAUUGAAAGGAUAAGGCUAUCAAUGGCGACUAGGCAUGAUGGCUAUGCUCUGCCUCCACAGUAGCAGCAAUGCUUCUCAAUGCCAGUUGCAGGAUGCAAGAGCACUCUUUGGGCUCCUGCUUGUGGGUUUUCCAUUAGGGAACCUGCUUGGUCACUGUGAGAACAGGAUGUUGGACUAGAUGGGCCACUGGCCUGAUCCAGCGGGCUGUGCUUAUGUUCUCCUGGUCCAAGUUUCACCCAUUCUGCUGCUCCUUGGCUGCUGCUAUCUGUGUCAGAGGCCAUCUAUGCAUCUUGGAGGAUUCUGCAAGGUUAACGGCACUGCUCCUCGUAUCCUCUUUGCAGUUGCUGGAGCAGGCGCUGGUGAUUGAGGAGCAGCUCCGCCGGGCAGCAUACCUCAACAUGACCCAGGACCCCAAUCACCCGGCCAUGGCCUUGAACGCCCGCUUGGCUGAAGUGGAGUGCCUUGCUGAGAGCCACCAGCACCUCUCCAAAGAGUCCCUGGCGGGGAACAAGCCCGCAAACGCCGUCCUUCAUAAAGGUGGGUGUUUCCCGAAAAGGGACCGCUUUCCCUGCUCCCUUGACUCCCUCCACCUCGUCUGCUUCUCCCAUGCCAGUUGGGAGAGUGGUGGCUGUAGGAAUAACGAGGACAACAGGAGGUUGAAGGCAGGUGAGUUAUGCAGAAGCACACUGGUAAGCAUGCUCCAAGCAGGCUGCCAGCUAGUUCUCUAGUAAAAAGGUAAAGGGACCCCUGACCAUUAGGUCAAGUCGUGGCCGACUCUGGGGUUGCGGCGCUCAUCUCGCUUUAUUGGCCGAGGGAGCCGGCGUACAGCUUCCGGGUCAUGUGGCCAGCAUGACUAAGCCGCUUCUGGCGGACCAGAGCAGCACACGGAAAUGCUGUUUACCUUCCCGCCGGAGUGGUACCUAUUUAUGUACUUGCACUCUGAUGUGCUUUCGAACUGCUAGGUUGGCAGGAGCAGGGACCGAGCAACGGGAGCUCACCCCGUCAUGGGGAUUCGAACCGCUGACCUUCUGAUCAGCAAGCCCUAGGCUCUGUGGUUUAACCCACAGUGCCACCCACGUCCCGUAGAGUUCCGUAGUCCCGUAGUUCUGUAGAGGCUCCUUUUAUUAGCAGAAGUCAACAAUUGGAAACAGUAGUGAAACCACUCUGAACAUGAUGUAUUUCCAUCUAAGCACAUUUCCAGCAUUAGCAAAUACACGUGUUAGCAAUGUUUUCCUUGAUACUUGAUUACAUCUGCAUCCCCGGUCAUGCUGCAGCCAAGCAUUAUGUCUAGUAACCAAAUCUGUGAGAGGACAGAUGGACAGGGGAAAACCCUGUUUGCUAGCCAAGAAGGCAAAAGGUCAGGGAGCGUGGGCGCAAUGCUCCUUGGCACACUGUUGCAUGCAUGGUGCGAGGUUUGCCUCAGCACAGGUGGAGUGUCACCUCCACAGUGGCUAAGAGAGGAAAGAGCUUUUUCAGGUUCUAAGGGAACCUGAACUCACACUAUCAGCUGUGCUGUGGGAGCACUGGCCAAAUGAACUACUCGGAUCAACCACAACAGCAGCAGCAACAACAACAACAACAACAACUGGAAUUUAAAUGUCUGCAAUCAGUAAAUAUAACUCUGUGCGUGUUGUGGGUGUGGGAAGGAGGGGAGAGUUUGCACUGUAAGAACACCCCCAAAAGGUGUAUGACUCAUCUCUCUCUGCAGAGAGGGCGGCCAAGAAGGAAACCAGGCCUCAUGGGGAUUGGAAGUUGGGGAUGUUUAGACCAGAAAAGGGGAUAUGAAUCCAUCUUCAAAUAUUGGAAGGGCUGUCCCACGGAAGAUGGAGCAAGCUUGUUUCCUCCUGCCCCAGAGCGCAGGACCCAAACCAAUGGACUCAAAUUGUAAGAAAGGAGAUUCCGAUUAGACAUUAGGAAGAACUUUCUGACGGCAAAAGCUGCUCAACAGUGGAAUGCAGCUCCUCAGAAGGUGGUGGACUCCCCUUCAUUGGAGGUUUUUCAACAGAGGUUGGAUGGCCGUCUUUCAGGGAUUCUUGAGCUAUGAUUCCUGCAUAGAUCGGGGGGGGGGGGGUACCUUCCAACUUUACAAUUCUGUGCCAUGGACUUUCAUAGCUUUUUGGGCAUCCCAUUGGUUACAAUUCUCUCUCAGAAUCUGAUCCCAUAAUCGGCCCACCAGGCUCACUUUUCUGUAUAGGAAAACAAUAAACGAUUUAAUUUAUUUUAAUUUUUAUAAAUGCUGUUGCAUUAAAGAAACACUAACAAUUUUAUCAUGGGAUAGGUUUUCAUGGGCUGCGCUGUGCCUUGCCAGAUGCACCCACAGGUAAUGGAUUUCCUAUGAUGGCACGUACUGAAAUAAAAUAUAAGAAAUGGCAGCCUAAGUUACACAGAAGGAAAAAUCUGUGGUAUUGCCAGAUGGGUUGGGUACAGGUGUCUGGGGCUCACAGGUGCCCAACUGUCUUGCAGUCCUAAACCAGCUGGAAGAGCUGCUGAGCGACAUGAAAGCCGAUGUGACUCGGUUGCCCUCCAUGCUUUCCCGCAUCCCACCUGUGGCCGCUCGCCUCCAGAUGUCUGAGAGAAGCAUCCUGAGCCGGCUGACAAACCGGGGGAGCGACCCCAGCAUCCAGCAGGUUAGAGGCAGCGUUCAAAGGCAUUGGUGCAUCAGCACACCCAGAAUGCACUCCUGUUUUCUCUAGAAAGCCUUUCCCCACUAAUGGGGGGGGGGGCUUGGGUUUUUUGUGUGUGGCCAGAUGUUCUGUGUGCAGCGGUAAAGAAAGGAGACAAACCAUUUAUCCAUUUGGGAUGCAAUUGCAUUCCAGAUGUCAAAGAGAACAACAACUACCAGACUUUUAGAAGACAUCUGAAGGCAGCCCUGUUUAGGGAAGCUUUUAAUGUUUGUUGCAUUAUUGUAUUUUAAUAUUUUGUUGGAAUUUUGGAAUAUUUAGAGUGGCUGGGGAAGCCCAGCCAGAUGGGCAGGGUAUAAAUAAUAAAUUAUUAUUAUUAUUAUAUUAUUAUUCCAAACCAUAUAUCUGUUAGGGAUGCAAUUGCAAUUCAGCUGACCCUGUAGCAGUUCAAGCCUAUUUCUCAUCUUCCCUUACUUGCAACCCCACCCCAUUUGAAAUUGAGAUUAUAAAUUCCAUGGGGCAGAGGGUUGUUCUUUUGCUAAAGUUAUUUUGUACACAGCAUCAAUCGCCAGCAGUUAAAAAAAUAAUCAUUGUAAUAUUGAUGGUUUGUUUGUUUCUAAAUGUUAUCCACCCAGAGCCUUUGGGGAUGGGUUUGGUUUGUGUUUUCAAAUAAAGCUCUUCCCCAACUCCACCCUCUCCAGGCCUCUUUUGGCUCCUCCCAGAUCUACAGCAACAACUUUGGCCCAAACUUCCGUGGUCCAGGACCAGGUGGAAUUGUCAACUACAGUCAGAUGCCCUUGGGACCUUACGUGACGGGUGAGUUGAGGUUCCUUUCAGCUGCCCCCCUCUUCUCUCUCUCUCUCUCUCUCUCUCUCUCUCUCUCUCUCUCUCUCUUCUCUUAAGAGUACAAAUUUUAAAGUGGGGGCCAUGAGUCAAAAAACAAAAGGGCAUUGGGCAAGCCAGCUGUUUUCUCUCUUAUCAAUAGAUAUUUAG